Molecule: messenger RNA, 47377 nt
Organism: Xyrichtys novacula (pearly razorfish)
Lineage: Eukaryota; Metazoa; Chordata; Actinopteri; Labriformes; Labridae
Source: the annotation of a GenBank genome assembly
UUUAUUUUAUUUUAUUUUUUUGCCCUUUUGGAUUUUGAGUUGGAGAUUUUGAAAGUGAGUUUAUUUAGUUCUUUUUAAAUAAAUCAUCUUUGGCUCUGCACAUGGGUCCUUCCCCUUUUUUUAUGUUUCAACAUGAAAAUCGUGACACAACCAUAUAUAACCAACAGCAUUAAGAGGCAGCAGCUUCAUGAGGUGUGGGAAGCAGUGCUGCCUGAGAGUCUGAAUUCAGGGCAAACUAAUCACUAUCUUCAGGGCUUCACCCACAGGUUUGACUGCUGACUGAAGUCACACAUGCAGUUUGGAAUUGGAUCCACCCACCUUUUCUGAAAGUGCCGUGGCUACAUCACGGUGCUUCCGGGAACCUUUAAACCCUCAACCAAUGAGGUAAUUCAAGAGGAAUAAGAGAAAAAAGAUUUACAGCAUAACUUUAGCUGCAGACGAUUUUAAUUAAUCACAAAGAUGAUCUGAGAUUGAUCCGCAUCUCUUCCGCCCAUCCCCUCUUGCCAGCUGCCUCCUGUGUUAGUAUGGCCGGGCUGUAGUGGUGAUGCUGCUCCCUGGUGUGUAGAGGAGGAGAGAGAGCGUGUCCGCUGCCCAAUGACAGCGCAGGAUGCUGAGAGAGGCUGCUGGGGUGAAUGGAGGCGACAAGAUGCCGUCCACAUAAGCGAAGACGGAGAGGAAUUAACAUCGAUCAAGGUACAUUUGUGUCUUUUAAAACGAGCUCCAAUCCAUCCGCGUUUCAUUGUAGAAGGAAUGUCAUGUAAAAUCUACGGAGUGUCCUUUCAGGGUUUGGAGCGUUUCGUGAGCGACCCGGCGGUGAAGGUAGUGGAUACGAGCGUGUUUAAUAGAAGGAAAAAAACGCUCGCUCCUCGGUCGGUCGGUGAUUGCAUGGACACAGCCAGUCAAUGAUCGCUUCAUAUGAGCGGAUUUGCGUUUUUAAGUAGAUUGGAAAUGAUAGCGCUGCUCCGUAUUUCAAAAUAAAGGUUGGAGUCGGCUUCCCCACGGCGGGUUAGACCAUUGGAAGUCGACGGACGCCACCACCACGCCGGAGCCAUCGAGAAAUGUAGGCCCAAUGAGCUGUCAAUUGCAUGGUCGUGUUUCCGAUACCCGCAUCAAAUGUAACUCUGUCCGCACACCAGACAUCAAAAAAUCAUCCUUUUAUCGCAAAGACUUCUAUAUCAGCCAAUUGAAAAUGGUAUGAGAAUAUAAGCUAUUUUUUUUCUAUUUUAAGAUAACAAACCAAUUUAGAGAAGAACUAUCGGUGAGCAUUGGCUUCGGGUGGACGCUGGAUCAGGCCAUUUGGAGAUGCACAUUUGCAUUUUCUCAUCCAAUCAGCCAACCAUUGAAUUCAGUGGGAAGCAUGGGGGCGUUAGGGCUCAGUAGUAGAAUGCCUGAUGAGGAAGCUGCAUGUGUUGCACCUCUGAGUGGAUUGGGCCACUUAUUGUCACAGGAAAAUCUCCCUCAUCAACCCACUGUAGAGGCUAUUUAUAGAGAAAAUGAGCCUCUAUGGCUGUUCUUUGACCUUAAAAGCACGCUCUGACUGGCUACGAUCCUUGCUAUUUGACUUGAAGUCUUGGUUAAUACAUUUUUUGUGUCUCAGGAGGGGCACAAUGCCUGAACGCCGGCUUUCAGACUGUCACGUUAGCCUCAUGAAAAAUAGCCUCAGUGUCCCCAUAGAUAAAGUCAGCAUCGCCUCUGGUGAAAUCUGUACAACAACAUCUGUAUCCUCUGCUCUGUUCACGCACUGCUGCACCCAGUGAUCAUCUCUUAAGUGCCUGUUCUGGCAUUUACUCUGAGGUUUGCUUGUCCUGAUAACUGUAAUGGUGGACUAAUACCUGAACACCUGGCCAGAGAUGAUUUCAGGUAACAGCAAGUGACAGUGACAGAGGUACUAAAAGCUACAUUAGAUGAAGAUGAGGGAGAAUCUUAAAUGAGGAGAUUAUAAAGUUGUGCUUGGUGUUCUGUACUGAAUAUGUAAUUUCAAAUGCACAAACCUCUGUUGAUCUAAUGAGACUCAAGUGUAUCCUUCAGUUUUUGUAAAGUUAACUGAAUGUGGGGGAGGGGAGGAGGAUUAUAAUUGGCCCUCUCAGCUGGCAUCCCUCCUGAUGCUCCAAUAAUAUCACAUGAGCUUCCCUUAGUGGAGUUUGGUCAUUUUUGAACUGGUGUGAGGAAAUCUGUGAAUGUAAAAAACAAAGAAGAAGAAAAAUAUUAAAUUUGGGUGGAAAGAAGAAUUAAAAAAACAGAGCACUAGUUUUCAUUGGAGAGCUUCUGCGAGAAAUCACUCCAUCUCUUCUAUAGUGAGUUUCUGCAUUUGCACAGAUAUCUACUUUGAUUUUUAUGAUACAGUUAGUAAAAAGUUGAUGUGUCAUUCUGCAUUUUUUUUCUUCAAAUGCAUUAUUUUGAAACACAAUUACUUAAGUUUUUAUUAAAGGAUUCAAACUGAUAAAUACUGUUUUUUCUAGUAUCUGGCCAAAGUAGACUUGCAGUCUUUUCUUUUUUUUUUUUGUUCCAAGGAUUUAAAUUUUUAAUAUCUUUGGUGUCACAUUUCUUUUUUUCUUUCUUUAUUUCUUUCUUUUCGAUUUAUUUCAACCAAAGUAAUUUCACAAUUUGACAAUAUCAUGGCAAAUCACAAUGUGCCUUAUCCAUUGGUUGGAAGGGAGCAGGAAGAAGUUUCAAGUAGACUUAUCAGUCACUGAGCGAUACUGUGGUCAUACCAUGAAUUAAAAAGACAUUGGUAGAGAACAAAAAAUACAUAAAUGUAAAAGUACUAUCUGAAAACAACAACAGAUAAUUUGGAAAUAUCACAGUCAGACACUCAACACUAUGACUCUUUUCAUCAAUUAAACUCCUCACGCUCAAUAUAAAAUGCAUUAGUGUAUCAGAGUGUCUUUUAUUGGAUUGACAGAAAAGCCAAAACACUUGACAGUGAAAAACAGCAGUACCUGACUGCUGCGGAGAGGUUCAGCGUGUUCAUUUCAUGGGUGAAACUCUCUGUUUUCAGCAUUUCUAUAGCAGUGUCAGUGUUACAUUCAUCCUCAUCAUCACAGUGCCAGAUUUCUCUGUGUAGCCUAUGGAGUCAUGAUUUUGUGGAGUAAUUAUUUCUGGAUUUAAUAAAUAGCUUACACUGAGGGUUGGCAGGAAACACAAGAAGCGAGGGGGAGGACAGGCAGCAAAGAUCCCCAGCUGGGAUCAAAGCAGGGAAGUUUCAGUCACAUGGCACUUAUCCCAAAUCACUGGCCCACCAGCACAUUUGGCAUAAUUUUUGAAACUUUAGCCCACAACACAAAGCAUCCUAUUAUUCUACAUCACAAAGACAGCCACUAAAGUGGAUCACAGUACUUCUUGCUGGGAUGCAGAAGCUUUAAUAAGGAGGUUGACCAACUCAAUUUAUGUACAUUGUUUUCAAGGUAACCUAAUGCAACUAAAGAGGUACAAAGACUUCACAGAGUCACUCCCUGAAUCACCGUUUCAGACAGAAACCUUAAAGAACGCUGACAUGUGACACACUCAGAAAUACUUAGUCAUUACAAGUAGAUCUAACAGACACUGGCUGCAAAACUCAUAUUUCGCAGCACAGCCCAACACUCAGUUGAAACAUUUUCAGUUUCAACCAAAACAUUAUGAGCCUCUGUAGACUGGAUGUACAGGUGGUCAAUUAUAAUUCAUCAUAAGAUGUUUCUGUUGCUUUGUCUGCAGUGCUAAAUGCUGUUUUUUCCCCUUAAUCACUCCAACCAGACUUUGCAGACCUGCUCUAGCAAGCUGACCACCGUAGAUAAGAGCUGAAGUCUUUGUUGUUGCAUAUGUGUGUGUUUGAAUUUAAUCUUAAUUUUCCUCUUGAGGAUAAAAAAAAAAAACAGGAGAGCUGUGUUUUUCCGUGUGUUUACACAUCCUCUCUUCAGGCCUUUUGAACUAAUUCUUGUUGAUUUAUCCUGCCAUGUUGUUUCUGCGAAUUCCCAUCUUGGACAAAAUUUGUUUCAUAUAACUCAAAACAGAAAUGGCUGUCUGACCCUCUCUGCCAGGCUGUGGUGAUUGUCCCUGGCUGAAAUCCCACAAACACAACGCGUCACAGAGUGCAGCUGAGGGUUCCUGUCAACAAACAUCUUACUUGAUUUCAUACAAUGAGGAGACCUGUUGACGCACAGUCUCGUGCCAUGAGAUGUCAUUUCAACCGCCUCUAAAGGGGAAACCCAAAAAUAUCCACAAGGUUAAAAUUUUAGGAUCCUUGGACUUGAAGCCUCUAAGUCACCUUGACACAGCUGCGACAUACAAUACCUAACCUUCAGGGAACUUAUGCUAGCUUAUUUCAGACCACUGAGGUUUUCCUUUCUCUGUUAGGCCAGACAUUGUCACCAUGGCAACUGGGUCUGGCAGCAAGUGUCACUGGAGGAAAAAAAUCUUAAAGUUCACUUUGAUGGAGGUGUUUUUUUUUUCUCCCCUUACAGAUGGUCAAACAAUAUUAAUCACCAAGCAGCCUGUGACAUUCACAGACUCAGCUAAGAGUGUUUGUCCUCCGCUCUUUGUUUGAAAGAGUUUCUUCUACCUCUUUUUACCACAAUUUGAUAACACUGCUGUUAUUAUGCGUCAUCUCAAGCUGAAAUGUAUCACAGAAAGUGCUUUAUCUGUUGAUUUAUUCAGGGUUCCACCGGCAGAACCAUUAUUUCACCAUUAAAAAUUAAAUAUUCCAUAUCCCCUUCUCAUUGUCCGCCAGCAACAUUUUCUUAUGUUUAAAUAAAAAAUUGCUAUGAAAAGAGAUUUUAUUUUUAAACCACGUAUAAAAAUGACAAAUCCUUGUAAAAACAUGAAAUCCGGGUUGCAUCACUGUUAACUGGUUACUUUGUCGUGCAGUUACAUCAAGUUUUUUCUUCUUUAAAAAUUAACUAAGCAACAACCUAAUUCAUAGUAAUUUCUAAACUGUACCUGAUGCUUUUCGCUCACUAAAUAUGAUUUUCUUUCAGCCACUUGGUACGAAUCCAUUGACAACCAUCGGUUUAUCAGUAGAUGAAAGUUAAAUAUCAUGUCCGGUCAGGUAAUCAGUCCAUCGUUUAGUUGUUGCGCCGUGAGGUUGUAGAGCUGUACUGACUCUCCUGCCUCUUUUAGCAGCAGAACAGGGAUGUAGAUAAAUGUUUGCCUGUGGGAAAUCCAGGAUGGUGCUGGGAAAUUCCUUCAGGCCAUUUGAAAUAGGAGCCGAGCACAAUGUGGCAGCUGCUGCUGAUGUUAACUAAUAGAGUCCUUAAGCUAAGUGAACUAUCCGUUCCUCUGUUUGUAGCAUCUUGCAGGCCACCUCUGUUUGUUUUGAACUGCUCAGGUUCUGAGGGAUUUCUAUUUUGUGUUUUAGAAGAGUUCACCUUUCUUUGUGUGCCUUUCAUCUGACAAAGUGGUUCUUCGUCUAACAGUUGUGUCUCUCCUGUUUCCUCAGAUCUGACUUUGAUGUACUCACCCUAUUAAGGCAUGAAAUAAGUCACCCAUGUUCGGUUCAGAGAGUAAGAGCAGCCUCAUUUCAGCGUGCUCCCGUUAAGGACCCUCUGGUGGCUACACCGCUGACUCACAGGACAUGUACGGCAGUGCCAGAGCUGUAGGCCAUAUAGAGAGCAGCCCCGCACGGUCCCCGCGCCUGCCAAGGUCCCCCAGAUUGGGCCAUCGGAGGGCCAACAGCGGGGGCGGGGGUGGUGCGGGGGGCAAGACGCUCUCUAUGGAGAACAUCCAGUCCCUCAACGCUGCCUAUGCCACCUCAGGUCCCAUGUACCUGAGCGACCACGAGGGCGUGGGCUCCACUGCCACCUAUCCAAAAGGCACUAUGACUCUGGGUCGCGCCACCAGCCGGGCCAUGUACGGGGGCCGCGUCACAGCCAUGGGCAGCAGUCCCAACAUCGCUUCAGUGGGGCUGCCUCACCAUGCUGACCUGCUGUCUUACAGUGACCUGGGCUCCCUCUCCAUGCUGCACCACCACCACCACCAGGGGGUGCCCUCCGCCCUGCUGAGGCAGGCGGUGCGGGGCAGUGGGGGGGAGCUGCUGGAGAUGCAGGCCCAGCUCAGGGACAUGCAGAGGGAGAAUGAGCUGCUGCGCAGAGAGCUUGACCUGAAGGACAGUAAGUUGGGAUCUUCCACGAACAGCAUCAAAAGUUUCUGGAGCCCCGAGCUGAAGAAGGAGCGGAUCAUGAGGAAGGAGGAGGCCGCUCGCACAUCUAUCCUGAAGGAGCAGAUGAGAGUCACUCACGAGGAGAACCAGGUAAGACCAGUCUUUCCUCUGUCUUAAUCCACUCUUUACUGCUGUGAAUCCCACCUGUCAGUUGUCACCUUUUUUCUAUCACCAUUCCCUUUUCUGCUGUAGACCGCUGUCAUCCUCAGUCCAAGAACUGCAUUCAUGUGUUUCAGUACUUGUGGAAACCUUUCUGGAAAGAGUUCUUAGCAAACAUUAAUAUUUAACACUCACUCUCCUGCAUGGUGCUCCAGUUCAGAAUCUAUGCCAGAGAGACCACUUGUGCCACUGGAAAUACAAAACCUUUCUUUCUUUCUUAGAUCUAUAAUCAACUCUUUGAAAUCUGAGCCGAGGUGAUGAGAACUGUACCUCGUAUAAAAACCAUCUAACUACCCACAUGUGUGUCAACAAAACCUCUGAGUUUGAUUGUUACCGUAUUCAUUCCAGCCACUCAUUUUUAUUAAGCUGUUAUUAAAGGUUUGAUUAUUUUGGCCCUUGAGUCUGAGAUGUCAGGAGUUUUUUUUCUUUGUGCUUGUCUCAGUGCGGGGGUGCAGACAUGGCCCAGUUCAAUCACUAGCUGACAACAGUAGGCACCAGGCCCAGAGACAAAUGUCAAAGAUGCUUCAACACUUGGUCUGUUGGUCCGUCUCUCUCUCUGCCUUAACUUUCCCGUAGUCCGUCCUUUACACACUGUGACUUUGUGAUCAUCUCACACCGUCUACCUUUGUUCAUUUAGACCUCUCUGUCUUCAAAUAUGCCGGUUUGUCUGACUAAAUCUAGAAAAAUGUCCAUUUGAAAAUAAAACUUUUAUUCAUCAAAUCAUAAAAGCAAAAUUAAGUCGUGUUACAAUUGCCAAACUUCAGUCCCUGUAGAGACUAAAUCACUGUUGCAUCACUCUUUAAGGUUUAUUUGACCACAAACAGUUGCAGCUGACUUUAUAAGACUUUUUGUACCUGACAAGUUUCAGCUACUUUGCCUCUGCAGCCUUCAAAGUAGCUGAAACUUGUCAGGUCCAAAAUCUUUUUUUACCUUUCUGGCCUUUUUAGAUGAACCAUCUUAUAAAUUUAUCACCGACAGGCCGAAUGGACCUCUUUAGUAUAGUUGCAGCUGUCUUUUAGUUAGAUUUUCUUUAUAGAGAGCAUGGUGUCAAGCUCACAUAACUAAUGAUUAGGUUGCAAGGACUAGUGCACAAUACACUGGAGCAUAUUGUGGGAAAAGUCAUCUUAUUUUAUUCCUGUUUUUAAGCCUCACAGCAGUUUGUUUGUCUCAUGAGGCAGACCGUGGCAUGUUGCAGCAGAAUAGCUCGAAACGUUAAGGUUAAGAUUUGCCAGCUGAUUGCGCUCUUUAUUCAAGUGUGUCUGCGUUUUUUUUGUCAGUCUCCUUGAGUGAUGCUGUCGACCACAGAGCAGCCAGUAAGCCAUCCAUUACUCAGAGUGGCAGACAUUGUCACUCUGCCCUACAAGGUCAAAGAAAGAUACCCUUAGUAUUACCUUUUAAAUGAGACCUGCACCUCUGUAUGUUUCCACGCGGUUAGUAUUCACUUUUCUGGACUGAAUUUAUAGGGUUUCCUGCUUACAUACUGUUGAACAGAAGGGUCUCAAAAUCUCUGCCUCACAUCGUAAAGGUUCUUAACCUGCUGGUGAUCCCUAGAGAGGAGCCAGCAGGUACUUUGAUUCUUUAUUUUAACGUCUCAUGUCAGUGUGCAGGGACAGUGUCUGGUAGGACGGUGCGCCGCUGACAGCACCCAAGCCAUUCAUCAUUUCACUCCCUCCUUUUGUUCUGUGCGAUUACAAAUCUCAGUGUGAAUCCUUGUGUGUAUUUUUAGCUCCUUUUCAUACACUGUAGGAACUGAAUUUGUCAGGGAGAAAAUGAAAGCGGUACAGUGUGGGCUUUCAGGCCUUUUUGUUUAGAGAGAAGACUUUCUCUCUCCCAGUCUCGCCCGUGUGGUUUUGUGCGUGCACACUUGCAGGGGGUUGUUUUUGGAGGCCGACUGAGGCGCAAAUUGCCUCAUUAAUAUUGGAGUGAUUUCAGGCCAAUCAUUGCAUCUGUCUUGUAGCGUCGUUUACAGUUGCAUCAGGCGCUUCAGGCCUCAAUUAGCUUAAGCAAAUGUGAUGCAUUAUUUAUUUUAUGAAGAAGAAGUUCGGAGAACUUUGUUCCUCCUUUUUUAUUAUCACAUCUAAAGAGAAGUGCUCAGGCAUUAUAGUCUGUCUUUCAUCUGUUUUGUAAAGCACAGAAUGAACUAAGAAAUACCAACAAUAACCAGCAGGGCUUUGAUAGAGGCAGUCAAAGGUCACGACUUGAGGAGAUGAUUAUUCCAGGAUUGUUUUGUGUGGCACGUUUUUACUAAUGUUUGCAGCCGGCUUAUGCUGUUAAAAAAAGCUAAAUCAUUCGACUUGAAUUCAGCAGAAUAUUCUGCCGUGCCGAAGCCGGACGGGAGCCGCUGGAGGGAAGUGUGUGAGCUAGAGCGUACCAUAUCUGUCUGAGUCAUGACCACUGCUGCUCAGCCAGCCAGUCAGCCCACAUCAAUGCAAUCCCCAAAAUGGAGGCCUGGCCUUCCAUAUGACACAGCUCUGUGUGUUCACGGGCACAGACAGCGCUUCAGACAUAACAUGUUUUCUCCUUUCCUUGCUGUGGGCUGUACGUUGUGGCGCGUCACUGAGAAAAUUAAACCUGUAAAAAAAAAAAAAACUGUGAAAAAAUGUGCAUAUUUUAUGCAGGUGCACGUAACUUUUAAUGUGUGUGUGUGUGUGUGUGUGUGCCUUACAGCCUCUGUUUUGUGCUGUUCACAACUGUGUGUGAGUUUUCUCUUUGUACCUGAACCAGCUGCUUCUGUGUGAAUAGGCUUAGUCAUAAACACUAGACUACAUUCAAUGUGGAAAAGGAAGUCACAUGUUUUUAAUCAGAAUUCAGGAUGUUUGAUGUUGCUGCAGCUGUACACACUGAUCAUGAACAUGAGUAUAUUAUUGCUGCAAUAAAAGGGUAGAAAAACAUGCCUGCAGCUAUCGUAUAUACAUGAUGAGCAAAGAUAUUGAUAUUCUUAUUAAGGUUGUGACAUGGUGGACACAGGAAGUAUCAUAUGAACAGUCACAAAGCACAUGCAUACCCCCCUCAGCUGAGCACGUAAGAUGGCUGCAGCUUCACACAGAGGACAAGAAGGUGAUGAAAGGAGGUUUCGCUCCCUCCUCAGUCCAUCUGAACAGGAUAAGGUGUAAAGCAGAGAAGCAGGAAGGCAUUUACUGAGAGCAAGACUUGUAAGAUUAAGAUGGGAGUGGAGGAUGAGAGAACAAAGUCAAGGGGGAUAAGUCGUUUAACAGCCUGCUGGUGUCUUUUUCUUCACUAAAGCGCAGUUUAAGAUUAGAUCACAGACAACAGGGUGAAAACGUCUAUCUUAACAAGUUAGGUGAGAAUCUAACAAUGAAGAUUUAUUCUCUUUUUGAACCUGGAAAAAAGAUUUUACAACAAACUGUGUUUUUAGUUGCUGCUGGGUCUAAGGGAAUAGAUCACUGAGUGUUGCCUACCAAACUCAUCUUCACUAUCUUAGUUCACCUUCACCAGAACAGAUCAUGUUUUUUGAUAUGUUUUACAACAAGCUGACGAGUUUUGCUGGAAGAAUGAGAAGAAGUGUAUUUUGUAUUACAGUGUGCGUAUUAAGUGUACCUGUAUAUCUCAGCUUAUGCCUGCAGCAUUAAACUCCAUAAUAAACAUAGAUAUUGAAUAUAUAGAUAGUAGAUCAAUUACUGUUAUUGCUCCUUUGCGCCGCAUGGUUAAGUGCUCAGUGGCUCUUGGCUCUCUAAGCAACAGGAUAACCACUUAAACUUUCAUGACCUUAAAGAUGCAGUGUGCAGUAUUUAGCAGAGCGGAUUUGGGAAUCAUAGUAUUCAUUAAUAUGCCCAGAUUAGAACACAAUCAUUUAAAUAUAAAUAUGGUUGCUUUUGUCAACUUCAAAUGAACCUUCUGCCGCUGAGGGUUCCCUUCCAAAAAGGCGUCCAUCUUGCACCACCAUGUUUCAUUAGCAGUACAGAACGGAAAAGCUAGCUACUGUCAGAGGUGUUUUAGUAUCGGUGAGUGGCCAUCCAAAAUACUACUCUGGUAGAGGAAGAGGAAGGGCGCUGUUGUGUGUGGAAGAAUUUGCUGUAUAGUUAUGACCUUUUCCAUCAUAUGAGAUGUGGGUGUUUCUUCUACUCAUGUUCAACUGAAUUCAAGAAGUUCUGUUAAGAUGCUGUCUUUGUCAUUAUGUUGAAUCUUUGUCUGUGUUUACGACCCGACCGUGUUCAGCCAUGUUUUGGUCGACCUGCUGACAAUCCCUCGGUCUAUCUCCAGAGUUUAUUUCCAUCUUGGAUGAACAAUAAAACAAUGUUAUAUUUCUCAAAGAAAAUACUGUUUUCUGAUUCAUUCCUACUUUCAGCACAACUCCUGCGUGCUUUCUAAAUUUACACCGCUUUCACCUCACUUUUAGCUGAGCGUAGAUGAAUAAAUGCCAGUCUGUUUGUUUUUUUUUUCUGUUUUUUUCUCCAUGGCUGUGGGUGUAAUUCUAUACUGUCAGCCAUCACGACGCACAACAGAGAGAUUAGGAAUGUAGUGAGCUGUAGGCUGCUCUGACUCAGUGCUGUUUGCGCUGUCCAUCUGUCAUACAGAAACACCCACUGUCAUCUUAAUGCACACACACAUCACAUGUACAGUACACCACAUAUAAAUCUGCCGGUGCAUUUAUGGCCUGUUUGAAAAAAAAAAAUGCAAACAACCGCCUGGACAUGACAGAGUAAAAUUAGUUUAAUGUAUUAGCUGUUUACAAGUCCCUUUGGCCAAGACUAUUUUAGCCAUGCUAGCAGAGUAGUGAUGGGUCUGCGCAUUGGUGGUAUUAACAUCUGACCCCUUCGAACAAAAACACACCUUUUACUCACUCAGAGAUCCCUCAUGUUGGCUCAGUUUACAGUCAAACAGCUUCUUGUGAUUGUUUUAGGUAGUUGUAUACUAUAAAUUUAUUCAAAACCUCCACAUAGUCACAUAUUUUUGACUUGUAUGUGAGUGGCAUGACAUUUUGAGAUAGAUUAUUAUUGUGGCUCCAAGAAGGGUUUUGUGUUUCUGCCCCAAAGGAUCCCUGACAGGCAGUUACCCCUGAACGCCCUGAGUGUCAGUCACACAGGGGGGGUGCACUGUAGCUAAAUAUCAGGCCUUGACUCUGCAAAACUCUGGGAAGAUGUUUUUCAGGGUAUACUGUAUAUCGAAAGAUGACUUAAAUGUUGGUAGGUUGGCACAAUAGCAGCCUCCUCUGAGUCACGGCUGACUCACUGGAAGUGGUACCAUUCUGAUUUAAGAGUCAGGAGGUUUUAGGGAGGAACAGCCAUAUAGCCAUUUUAACCCACGGUGCAAUUAUGCAAAUAGAAUUAUUGGACUGUCUCCUGUAGUUUAGUUCCAAGUUGUCAGGUUAUUGAUCAGGACAGAGUAAGGAAGCACUGAUGAGGAACAGAGAGGGAGUAAAGUCAGGUGAGAUUAAAAAGAGAAGAAACUCUGAGAAAUUUCUGUCGAAUGGUUUAAAAACUGUUUUGUGAGCCAUAUCACAUCGAUUUAACACAGGCACGGUUCAGAGGAGCAAUAUUUAUGGGGACUUUUCUCCAUAAAAAUGAAAAUGUAAUGAAAACCAGCCUCCAGGUCGCCUAUUGAUUGGCUAGGUCUGAUUAGGUCUGUUUUGCAUUUAUUAUUAAUGUUUGUGAAGACGUGCUUUUAAGUAUUUUCUAUACUUGGUAGCAAACUAUUCUUUCAGGAACGAUCAUGUCACAGGGAGGAUGGAUACAGUUCAUUCAAAAAUGAUCUAGUGUUCAAGUUCAGAUAAGGUAAAAUAUUGUAUUUACAGAGUGAAGAAAGUAUCAGAAAUAAACACUUUUAAAAUGUUUAUAAAUAUAUACAUAAAAAAGGGAGAUGGUGCUAUUGGUAGACAUUAGUAUUGCGCAUUGAUAUUAUUUCACAUUGUUUUUGCAAGGCAAAACAUGGCAAAAAAUAACAUAAAAUUAAUAAAAUAAAGUGAAUCAGCAACAUGCACUGGUCAUAAGAACAAACUAUUGAGGAUAGCGAUGGCAGUCCUGCAGUUGCCAUAAAAUUAAUCAAGUGCUUUUUGCCAAUUCAAACAGUGUCCCCUAGUGGCAGGAAGAGCUCAUGCUUAUUAUGCCUUAACAGUGUGGCAGAAAAGGCUCGAUAAGCCACCAAGUCACGACCCCCUCUGAUGGCAUCAUUGAUGUUUGUGGUUUUUUAUCAUCUGUAUGUAAAUUUAGCACCUUUUUUGAAUGAAAAUAAGACUGUCUACCAAUAACACCUGAAAGCACUCCCACAUAUAUAUUUUAAAAUGUAUAAAAAAUCCCAUCAAGUUGUAGUUAUUUCUUCUAGUGCAUCUCUUUCUCUACGCUGCCCGUUUGUUAUUUUCUGUGUUUGUCUCGAGUCCACUACAGCAAAAAAUCAAAACAGCAGCAGCAUAUCCUCAAUGGUGGACUGUAAUGAAAUAAAUUUACUUGAAUACUCACAAAUUUUUAAAGUAAUUUAAAUACUCAUGCAUUUUAGGAGCAAAUACCCCAUGAAUUAAUCAAGCAAUAAUAUGAUUAUGUUACUUUCACUUGAAUUGGAGUACUCACUUUGAGGAGUGUGUUGUUUGGUGUGUGUUGUUUGGCUCAAGUAAUGAAGUUGUGUACUUUGUCUACUCUAUAUAAUGUCAUGCACUCUUUUCCAAUAUAUGUACUGAUGCACAUGAUACAGAGUCCAUACAACUCAUAGUUCAUUGCAAAAUAAUGCUGAAUCACAGCUUUUAGUUACGUGACCAGCGCAGAGGCCUGGAGGGCAAAACUAGCCUAAAAAAAGCCCUCCAUCGGACACUCUGUGGGGCUGCAGCACAGCCUUGUUACUCAUCCUCGUCAGUAAGAGACACGUGUACAUCACCAGAAAACAGACAUAUGAUAACAAUGUUUGAUUUAGGGUUAUUAAUGACCCUCUCAUACAGAAUCUACUACACUGUUUUCAGUUGCUUGAAACAGCCAAGUCCUGCCAGAAUCCGUCCUCUUACAAAUUUGAGUUUUGCUACAAAAAUUUUGCUUAAGGAGGGAGAGGAAAGCAGCUGUGUGCAAAGAGCAGGGGCGUAUCCUGAGAGGCCGAUCCCAUAGAGGGCUGAUGGGGUCAAUUAAAAUAAGGAAGUUAACAGUAGCUAUCAGGUUUUGAGGUGAGCCAUUUUAAUAAUCUAUUUAGUCCAUUGACAGCAGUAGUUUUUUGGUUUCAGGAUCCUUCAAACUGUGUCUGUUGUUGAUAACAGAAAGAAAAAAUCCAAGCAAAUUCUGCAUAGACUUGGCCAUUGUUGUAUUUAUUAAAGGAUUGCCCCUUGAGAUGUAGCAUCUCAUUUUCAAGGGGGUCCCUAAACAAACAUACAUAGAACUCAGGACGCAUUACAAUACAUUAACAUACAUAACAUACAACAAAUACAGACAUCUUGCUCACCCUACUCCCACACACAACCCCAACUAACAUAAGCCUAACAAAAAAAUAGGCAAAACUUAUUAUCAAGGAUAAAUAUUUUGAACAUAUGCAAAAAAGUAAAGAAAAUAAAUCAGAAACAUGAGCAAUUUGUUUUGAGAUGGGAGUAUAGAUCCAUUCUAAAGUGAUAAAAAGAAGUAACAGAACGCAAAGAGAGUUAGAGGUUAUUCCAAUCUGAAUUAUUGAUUAAUUAUUAUUAUUUAAAAUUAAUGUCCACCAUCAUAUGUACGUAGGGUCCUCUGAUUUAUGUAAUAAAGACAACACAGGCUGAACUUGAGAUUCUGACAGCUUGGGUGUUUUGUUACUCUCUGAUCCCAGUGGUCUCAGUGAUCCCUGGUUUCUCUCUGCCCUUCACCUCGUGUGACCUGCAGUGCCUGACUUGAGGUCUGCAAGAGAGACAGAGAGGUCCAUCUGUAUGUCCCGCCUGUUUAUGCACAGAUUGAGGGGCAGUGUCUUUUAUAUGAAACACAAAACCGUUCAUACCACUGUGUUAAUGUGAUGUUCAGCCGGUUGCUGUGGAUUUCAUUAUGCAUUUUCUUAGUUUUGGUUUGUUACAAAACAUCAUCAUAAGCAUGCAUCUUUUACUGGCAGAUCACCUUUUCGUAACAGGAUAUAAAGGGAAACAUUUCACAGCUGCAACUCACACAGCCAACAAGAAGGUGGUGUGAUAACCAAGCUGGAGCUCCAGAGGUCUCAUUUGCACUUGUUCAGCCAGAUAAGAUUUGAUAGAUAGAUCCAGCAAAAAGGCAAGUCUGGUUUGCCAUUUACUUAACAAGAGUUUGGAGCACAGAUGCUAGAGAUAAAGAAGUAAAACUGCACAUCAUUAGCAUAAAAUGAGAAGAGGCGGUAUGUAUAAAAAACAUGAUCCUUAAUUGUUUACAGAGAUGAGAGAUCUGACCAUGACUUGUAAGAUUGGUCAGUCCAUGUGGUCAAUCAUGUCCCAGGAGAACAAGAAGAGGAGGAAUGACAUCUUCAUCAGCCUUUACAAGGUUGUGGUUAACUAAAGGAGCGAUAUAUCAGUAUCGAGUAACUUCUGGAAACAGAAUUAAAACCUUUAAAACACUGAAAAAAAUGUUGUUUUAAUUUUUGAUUCAAAUUUGUCUGUAGAUUCACUUAAAAAGAAGUGUGUUACUUUUGGACAAAACUCAGUGUGUGCAUGUUUGUGUAUGAUUGUAUUUUAUUUUUAAUCAAACAUUAUUAGUCAUAUUUAAUAAUAUGAUCUAUAGCUUUAAGGUACAGUGAGGCACUUGAUGUUGAGUUUGACGCCCCCCUGUGGACACAGAUUUAGAUCUUGUCACUUCACUUUUCUCACCCAGUCAACCACACGCAAGUUUUUCUGUCAAAAAGAGUCUCAUCCUUAUUCCUUUUUACAGUCAAAUGUUCCACUCUUUGUGAUUGUGUGCGGUGACAAAUGUAAAGAAAGGCUGUUUCGUCAAAGUGCUAUCAUUGACUGGUCUGACAGCUACCCCUUUGCCCCCCAUUGAAUGUUUUUUGUGGGUCAUUAGGGGGCAUUCACCUCGUAUCUCUUUCCAGAAAGGUUCAUAAGCCAGUCAAAUGUCGUCUGUUUGCAUAUUGUGUAUAUAGUAUUCUGACUGAUGGCUAAAGGCAGAUAACCACACAGCUGGCCAGACUGAUUGAUGGCUCUUGUUUGAAAUCUGUGGCUGGUUUGUGUUGAUCAUCCUUCUUUGUUGCCUCAUGCUCUGACGCUCUGUUUUUACCAUACAUUUGUUUUUUCUGUUCAUUCUGCCCAUGCUCUGCAGCUGCUGGAGUCCCGGAGAACUAAGGUUUGUCCCUAUGUUUGCACCGCGUGUUGUGUGCACAACAUAGAGUCACCUGCAGUGUGGCGUGUUAUUUUCAGACACCUUGCACCAUUACAACCUGAACCUGAUAAGAGAAGUGAAUUUUCUCCAGCAGUUCAGCCUUCCUCCUUUGUUGUGAAACCUCUAUCUUUCCCUAAAAAUACUACAGAACUACGCAGAUUGAUAGGUUUGUUCAGUGGUGUGAAUCCAAACGUGUCUGGUGCUCCAUCCCUCUGUAGUACCACAAACCCUGUAAUGUGGAUCUUAUUUCAAUGUAAGAAUAUGUUUCCCUCUCCCUCUGUUCCUGAUUGGGCCGUUUUCUGGAUGUAGAUUGAUUUCCACACUGGGUAUAUCUACUCAAAAGAAAAUUUUCAACAGGCACCACAAAGCCUUCUUCAAUCUGUGACAGAAACUUGGCCCCAAAGUUGACCCCUUUAACCCUGGAACCGAAACACCCACAAAGAAUAAGAGAUUAUGGACAGUGAAGUGUUUGUUUUUGUUUUAUUCUGGACACGAAAAAAUCAACAGAUGAUCAAACCUUUAUUCACCACUAUAUAGUGUCUUAGCUCAAAGCAUUCAGUCUUUUUAUACCUGAUGAUCAGUUAUCCUACAGAUCCUUUGUCAGUUAAAUCAGAUUCCAGCUAUGAGAUUUGGAUGACAGCUAAGGUCCUCUAUUUUUAUAACAAAAAGUUAUCAACCUUUAUAAACUGUGCUGACAUUAAGAAGAGCAGUUAUUUGCAGCACAUAUAACAUGUAUAUGAAAGCAGGGAGUCAUAUACCUUGAUAUAUGUUUUAAAAAAACGUGAUUCUUGUUCCAGAAUAAAGAAAAAAGUGAUACUCUGUGUCAGUUCAGGCUGUUGACAGUCUGUUUUUGAUUCAAAAGAUAGCUAAGUGUCGUGUCCCUCAUGUCUGACCUGCAUUUUUCCACAGAAGUGUGGUGACAGCAUUUCAGGAAGGUUGUUUGAUGUCUAAUGUUAUCAUAAAUCACUGUUUCCCUUUGAAUUCAAUAACUGUUGAGUCUGUGUGUGUGUAUUCAUGUGUCAUGUAUCAGCAUCUCCAGAUGACCAUCCAGGCUCUUCAGGACGAACUGCGCACACAGCGAGACCUAAACCACCUGCUGCAGCAGGAGAGCGGGAACCGCUCCGCAUCCGAGCACUUCACAACCAUCGAGCUGACAGAGGAGAACUUCCGUCGACUGCAGGCGGAGCAUGACAGGCAGGCCAAGGAGCUGUUUCUGCUCAGAAAGACCCUGGAGGAGAUGGAGCUGAGGAUCGAGACCCAGAAACAGACGCUAGGUGCUAGGGACGAGUCCAUUAAGAAACUGCUGGAGAUGCUACAGAGCAAAGGGCUGCCCUCAGGGCCGGGUAGAGUGUCAGAGGAGGAGGAGCAGGAGAGGGCGAGGCGCAUCGCUGAGGCAGAGGCUCAGCUGGGACAUCUGGAGGUCAUUCUGGAUCAGAAGGAGAAGGAGAACAUUCACCUAAGAGAGGUACUGUAUAACCCGGCUCAUGUUGACAGAAGUAUGUUAGCUCCACAGUACAAGACAAAACAGACCUGAAAACACAACUGUUACCUAUUUUUGUCACUAGAGGGCAGUGUUGGUAAGCUCAUACUUACAUUUGACCAGAUUGAUUAUGUAAGAGAUCCGUUGUGUUAAACAUUUAACAUGAGUGAUGAUCUUAAGAUGCAUGGUUUAGUAUUUCCAUGUGUUGUAUCUUUUCUCAAAGGAACUGCACAGAAGAAACCAGCUGCAUCAGGAUCCAAGCAAAACCAAGGCCCUGCAGACCAUCAUUGAAAUGAAAGUAAGAGACCCCUCUCACAAAUUACAGCUGGACCCUUUCACAUGCAGCUGCCAUGAUCAUAGGAGAACACAUCCUUUUACUAUACUUCAGAACAACUCUUCAUCAAGUUACCAGUUUUAUUCAUCUUCAGUCAUUCGAAGUCAUGAUGGCUGAUUUGAAGAUUCCUCUGGUGAUGACUAGUCUGACAAUAAGCUCAUGAUGGCUAGUCUGGUUAGUAGCAGAUGUUCAGAGGCUGAUUUUGUAUUCGUGUGUAUUUGAGUCACUGGCACUCGCACAGUGGCAGCAUCUCUAAACAGAGGCCCACGCUGUCUCUGUGUGUGUGUGUUAGUGUGUGUUUGUGUGUCCCUCAGUCUUUUGUUGUCAUUGUGUUCAUGAGCAGCUGAGUCAAUAGGAAACACACUGACACAUCUCGCUAUCUCAUUUGGCAAACACACAGACACACACAGAGACACACACACACACACAGUGUGUCUGCUCAUAAAGCAGUUGUGUAAAUAUCAACAAGAAUCAAUAUUACUGUACAACGUUUUAACUAUCAUGCAAGCCAAAGAGGCGCAACAGCUGGUCACACCAAGAGGCAUCAGCCUGGUGUCAUGACAGGACGUGUCGUAUUUUGUCUUAAAAACAAACUCCUCAGUGUAACAGUUGGUUUGCAAACAGCACAGACUGCACUCUCAUCCUUUAAGCUCAGUUUUGAACAGAUCAACAUUUUUAUUUCAUAUUAACUUUCUUUGAUAGUUUCUGUUUCCUCCACCUACACCAAGCUGAUUUGUCAGAUAUAUGGAGUUUUAUGUUUGUUCACUAACACAGGUUGGUUAUUCAUGAGUGUCAUCUUUUCUUUAAUAAUUCAUAGUAAAUAAUCACUUAAAUAGCCCCCAUCAAUCAUAUAAAUAUUAUCUAAAUAAAGUUUCAUGAACUACUUCAGAUUAGUUGGAGACAAUUAACCAUCUACAGAAAAACUCUGAUCCUAUUGAGAUCAUUUUAAAAUCAGAGUGUAAUUUGAGAACCCCACCCAUCAUGAUUUCAGCAAAUUAAAUUCAACAUCCAUCCAAGAUCUGUUCUUUGAACCUCCUGCAGCUGUGACAUGGAAACAUGCCUGUUCUUAAGUAUGUUCAGAUGAACACAUGCUGUGCAGCCCAACUGUAUAACAUGUGUUGUAUCAUUAUACACGCCAACAUCCUUACUGCAGAGGCAUGACAUCACUUCCUCAAAAUAAAUCAUGACAUCAUCGUUGAGCUGACACAGCCCCUCUUACUCGGCUGGAUCUGCACCGUGCAGGCCUCAGCCUCCGCUGCACGGCAUGGUCAUGUGACUCCUGUGCUCUGGGAUCCUGUUGAUUUGCAUACAGAGCGAGGGAAGACCCGCCUCUCCCUCCGCUUCCUCCUCCCCCUCUCUCCUUUCUCUCCCUUCGCUGUCCUGUGUGUCAGAAGACUCUGCGUUUCUCCCCGCUGCUCUCUCCCUCCGCUGUGUUGAUGCGAGUGCUGAUGGAAGCACGAAUAAUCCUCCCUCACUACCCUACAUCCCUCCCACCCUCUCCUCCUCACUCACCAGAGACAGUGCACAGUAUAUAGCCUGCUGCUGCUGCUGCCAUGGAAACAGGUGUGGUUGUUUAUGACAGUGAGAGGCCAGUAUGCAGGAAGAUAGAUGGAAAUAGAGACACACAGAGACAGGGAAAGCGAGAUAAAGAGCGAGAUUUACUGACCAGGUCGAUGGUUACAUGUGGAUGGAAUAAAUUCUCCCUCCAUUGAAGGUACGAUGUCUUGUGUCUAUUUUAGCAAUGUUAGUCCAUUGAUGUUUGUCUCGUAACACCCAGACUGGGGUGAGAUGCAACCGCACGGCGAGGAGCAUGUACAUGUGCAGCGCUCGUGCGUUGACGUUAACACCUUACAUCCUUCUCUGAUAGUCUAUCAGUCCUCAUUUAGCUCCAUUACCCACGCUCCCCUGCGGAGGGCUAAUACUGACCCAUCUAACAGCCACAAGUUCACAAGUUCAGAGCCACUUGGAGGAGAGGAGGAGGAGGAGAGACACAAAAAGAGAGGAAGAGAGGGAGGAACAAGGUUGCUCCAUGCUCUGCUGGAGAAGGAGAUGGACCAUGGCUAAUCUUAAAGACGUUGUAUUAUUUAUUUAAAAAGCCGUGAAGCUAAAGCUGCACUCACAGUCGCAGUACAGAGACUGGAUUCUGCAUUGAUCUGCAAGCAACUACGCCAAAAGCUACAUCUAGUUACUUUUCUGCCUUCCCCUCUGCACGUUCCUCUGUGGUCCGGGCUGAUCUCUCCGUGCUGGAUGUCUGCUCAAUAUUUCCCAAUGGUGAUUAAUCCUCUGAGCCGCUGCAAGGAGCUGGGUAGACGCUUCUGAUUUCACCGACAGAUACUGCAGUUGCUCUCAGCCACAACAAAGAGUUUCCACUAGUCUUUCUUCUCUUUCCCACUCUCUCUCUAUUUGUCUUUCAGCCUUGUUGUUGUCUGUCCUGGAGUCUUGUCUCUACUUGAGGGUUUUCUCUUUUUUUUUUUUUCUUUUUUUUGAAACGUGCAACUUGUGGACAUGCCAGUCAGGGUUUUGAGGUGUGUCUCCUCUGCAUGUUUGUGUGCAGGACACCAAAAUUGCCUCUCUGGAGCGCAACAUUCGAGAUCUGGAGGAUGAGAUCCAAAUGCUGAAGGCGAACGGCUUACUGAACACAGAGGACAGAGAGGAGGAGAUCAAACAGAUGGAGGUCUACAAGAACCACUCUAAGUUUAUGAAGACAAAGGUAGAUACUCUUGGCUCUGUGCAUGCUCCCGUAAGAAAGAUCCUGUCAAAAAUAUAGUGGAAAAAACACAAAGGAUUGAGUUUUUCGGAGUCCAGAUAGACCUGUACGGAGGGGAGAGAACACGUAAUAAAGCCGAGUGUCGCUCAGAUUAGCUGCAUUAGCAUUUAGUGUCAUCAGCAAAGUGUCCUGUUGGCAACAAUUUGAGAGUCGCUUCCCUCUGAGACGAGCUUAGUGCCACGAUUGGUCAAAUAAAAACGCAAAAUCAGCACCUGCAUGCUGUGGAAUGAUAAAACACUCAAAGUUUUUGUCCAGUAUAGCGCCUCGUGAAAUUGGAAAAUUGAAAAAUCCAGAGUGAUAGACUCCCCCUGUUUUAGUUUUCAGACCAGUCAGUGUUUUGAUCAGCCCACGCUCCAUGACUACAUGAUUUUUUUGUGUUUUUCUGGCUGCUGCAUGUUAGUAGUUACAGCAUACAACACCUACAUGAAAUCUGCAAUCACAUCCAAGUGUGUGUGUCUGCCACUCUCUCGGGCUCAUGUGUCUCUUCAGAGCUCAGACACUGUGUUUACAUUCUGCUUGUUACAUUAGUCAGCCGGGCACAGAGCAGCUACAGUUUUGUUUUUUUUCUAUUUUUAGACCUCUUUUCAUCAAUCAUGUAUAGAGAUGAUGUAUAAUACAUGACAAAUGCAGGGGAGUCAGUCCCAAAUGCAUAUUUAAUGAGAGAAAAGCGUGUUGAUGAAAAUAGUACAAAAGCUGUGCUAACUAGAUCGCUGUUUGGUAAAAAAGAUUCCCCUCACACACUCGCACACAUGUAUGUACACACUCACUCAGGCACAUGCUACGAUGGUGAAACAUAUACCGCUGAUGUGAUUGGUUGUUCUCGUCACGUGUUUCGUGUGUGUGUGUGCAGAUUGACCAGCUGAAGCAGGAGUUGUCAAAAAAGGAGUCGGAGCUGCUCGCUCUACAGACAAAACUCGAGACCCUCAACAAUCAGAACUCCGACUGCAAACAGCAUAUUGAGGUGCUCAAAGAGUCUCUCACUGCCAAAGAGCAACGUGCUGCCAUUCUGCAAACAGAGGUAAUGAAAGAUGUUUUCAUUUGUUUGUACACGUACAGUAAAUCAAGCAGAGCAUAUGCCGCCUUAAAGGGAGUUUCAAAUAAGUAAAUCAUAGGCUCACCCAGGGCCCGGGGCUUAUAAAUGUACUUUAAAUAAACAUACUUUAUUUAUUUUAGGACUUUAACUGAGCUGUGACUCCAAGAACUGGUACAACACAGCGGACUGUCAGAGCACAUGAAAUAAACAUCAUAGACACUGAGAGUCGCACUGGUAAAUACACGACUGUGGGGGAAUUACGCUCAUUUUAACGCACUAGCUGAAAGUCUUUCUGAAUAGGCAAACAACUUAAUAUCAGGUUAGCGCACUUAUUAUUUUGCAGUUGCGUGGAGACUCACUGAAAGGCCUUCACCAGCAGUUGCAAGGGCAUCGCCAGUAUUUGUUCUUUUAAAUGAUUUAAGCACAAGUCCACGUCAUUCGUGCUCGCUCCAGUUUUCUUUCAACUUCCCUGCAGCUGUUUUUUUAAUAAUAUAAUAACUUUCUGUAAGGAUGCCUAGCCCAUGUUCACCCUUUAAAGAAUGGAAGGUCCACACAAAUGAUCAUUUUGACAAGCUUUACUGGGUGCAGAUCUGGGUUACAACUUCAUCAUGCCACAAGCGUAACAAAGACUCAUCUGAGACUGUUCAAGUAUAUAUAACCAUCCAUGUUUCAAAACAUUCUGCUUGCAUCUUGUUGACUUGAAGGAGAGUCCAUGUAGGGGAAUAACAAAGCACAACAUAUUUUGGGAGCCUGAAUGAUGUUGAACAUGGGUACAAGGUCCUUGUUGAGGAUGGUUGUUAUAGAAGUCCAUGGCUCCAGAAAUCUAGCACCAAAGUAUCCGAGGUAUUUGAGUGAAACAGCUCCACCACCCUUAAGGAUGACAUGACUGGCUAAAGAAAAUCACCCUAUCACUUUAUUUAUUUUCGUCGCACUUUUAAAAACAGAAGUUUACUAAGUGCUUGGACAAACAUUCGUAAAGCACAGAGCAUCAGCACAUGGAAAUAAAACAAAAGCUCAGUUAAAACGAGGCCUUGGAGUUGAAGGCCAGUUUCAUUUGUCAUAAGGAACUCAGAAAAUACAAGAACCCUACAACAUAAAAUGAGACCAUGAGGACCAAAAUAAAAACAUAAAAUAGGUUAGAAAAAGAAAUAUUAUAACAAAGGGGGUUGAAAGCAGGAAACAGGAUAGUAAAUAUCAAAGAUGAUAAUGAAAUAACAAAAUAAUAAUAGUGAUGAUAUAAUAGAAUAACACAAAUGAGCAAGAAAAAACAAUAAAAUUAAUAUAAGGCCUAAAGGGUUAAAUAAGAACCAAAAGCUAAAAAGACCCUAAGUUGAAAUAAGAUCGAGGUUUUGGCUGUUUUGUGUUUUUCAGGUUGAUGCUCUACGUCUGCGUCUGGAGGAGAAGGAGUCCUUCCUGAACAAGAAAACCAAGCAGCUGCAGGACCUGACGGAGGAGAAGGGCACUCUUGCAGGAGAAAUCAGGGACAUGAAAGAUAUGCUGGAGGUCAAAGAGAGGAAAAUCAAUGUCCUGCAGAAAAAGGUGAUUUUAGGAUGUUGAACAGAGGAGUUGAAGUUGGAAGAGAGGGGAAUGUCUAAAAAUGUCUAAAAGCAGGUGGAUGAGGAAAAGUGUUAACCUAUGUUAUACCUAUGUUUACCCAUGUUAUUUGAAAUUUGACAUGUACAGCGUGGAUUUGGGUGAAUUUUUCAGUCAAGUUCAGGUGUCCUCGACUUAAACAGACACUGUGUGGAAAAAUAUAGUGUGAUGACUCUCUGUUAGGAUUAAAAGUCUCUGUUGCUCUCAGGGGGGAAAGUGUCCAAAGACAGAUAAGCUAGAAGAAACUCUAAAUGUUCAUAGUAUCACUUUCUCUCUCUUUCUCUGACCUGCUCACCUAUUCUCUUUGCAUUUUCACUCCUCUUUUGUUCCAUCACACCUCCUCUCUGUUGUCGCUUCACUUUCAACUUUCUCUUUGACAUCUUUAGAGACUACUGCAUCUUUGUUUUAUGCUGAUGUGGUUAUCUGGUCGUGUCUGUCUGUCGGUUUUGUUGAUUAUACUCUGUAGUCAUCUAAAUCAGGACUCACAUUUUCCUGUCUCUAGAUGUACGUCAUCCGCACAAUUCCUCUCCUUUCACAGUUGGCAGCUUUAUUUUUAUUUAACUCCAUUCAGCUUCUCAAAUUCCUCUGAAAUCUCUGUCAGUUUUGAUGUAUUUCUUCCUGGAGAGGAAAACGCUCAGUUGUAAAGCCUCAGCACAUUUCAAACUUUAAACAUGACGGGGGUCUGCAGAGGGAAUUAUACUUCAAAGACUUUUGUAAUCUCAAAGUCCAGCCAUUGCACCAACUUCAAAUUCUGCUCUGGUUUCGAGAUCAUGAUGUUUACUUCUGCGUCUGUGCGUCUCCUCCCUUCCUGUCAGAUCGAGAACCUACAGGAGCAGCUGCGGGACAAAGACAAGCAGCUGGGGAACCUAAAGGAUAGGGUGAAGUCUCUGCAGACGGACUCCAGUAACACAGACACUGCCCUGGCCACCCUGGAGGAGGCGCUGUCAGAGAAGGUAAGCUGGAGCAAUGACGAAUUAGGAUUCAUACUCACAUUUUGGGUGUGAUCAGCUGCAGUUUUUCUACAAAUCUUGAGAUGACUUAAAUUUCAGCAUGCAGCAGAUGUCUGUGCCGCUCACAUGAAUCAGAUGGUAUCCUCGGAAUUCUUAUUAGAGGUUAAAUCUGCAGUUUCAAGGGGUCAAAAAUGUUCUUUUUACUCAUGGUUGGUUUGUGCCUAAAGAUGCUUCGUCAAUUUGAAUGAAAAAACCAAGAAAUGAUGUGGAACUUGGUGAAACUGGUGCUUGCUCCCAUCAUUUUUAAAGAGCAGACAGCACAUGAAUGAAACAAACUUGUUAACUUAAACAGGAUUUUCAUCACUGCAGAAAAACAACAAUCCUGACUACAUCAAUAAAUCAAUCUUAGAGUCUCUACACAAACUAACAAGCCUAACAUAGUAGGCAGAGACACUAAUGCAGGCUAACUAGUGCAAAUUCAUGAACAUUAUUAGAUAUUUACUCUAAAAAAAAGACUUUUGGGGGGAAUUUUAGUUCAUUAAACCACACAGUAAAAAGAAAAGCACCAGCGAAACACAUUUAAUGAUAAACCAUAAAAUAAAACAUGGCUGAAGUUAUAAAAGUUAAGUAGCUCAAAUAUUUUCUUGAAAGGGAAAAUUACCUAGAGAGACCGAAACCAUUUUACCAAGGCUGUAAAUUUGUGUAGUUGUACUUAAAAUCUCAAGUGGCGUUGUGAACACUUCUGUGGUUUUCAUUUUUUCUGCAAAAGUUACUGCCUGGACUUCAAGUUAAUACCAGUGGCAAAGUUACCAGCAGAGACUCCAGGGAUGAAUGCCUCUUUCACAAGAAAUAUCCCAACACGUUGCUCCGAGGAGCUGGUGAAUUGUAGUUUUUACAUUCCUUCAGGUGAUAUUUACUCAGGGUGACCAUACGUCCUCUUUCACCCGGACAUGUACAUUGGGGACUGUCUGGCCUUGUUCAGCUUUGUCCGGCGAAGUUUAUAAAAUCCUUUAAAUGUCCGUCGUUUUGUAUGGAAGUUUUGAGUUUGUGUCACGUGGACUUACUGAUUCAGAAGAGUUUAAAAGACACCUGAAAAACUCUCAAAAUUAACUUUGUGUGACUCCGUAACUCCACCCCUACAUAGUCGUGUCCUCUUUUUGGGGAUUCAGAAUAUGGUCACCUUAAUUUAAUGUGUUAUUGGCGGUGCUUUAGCAAAUAGUGUCAAAGUGGCUUUUUUUUUACCCUUUGGAGAGAGACAAACUUGUAUAUGCUUGAUCGAAUUAGCCAGCUUUUGACUGUAGUGUCAUGCAGACAGGGAGUCAUCUUCUCAUCCUACCCCCACAGUGAGAGCUGACAAGUGCACAUCUCCAACAUCCUUUUGAGCUCAAGAUAAAAGUUUGCAUAGUUUGAUACCACUUGAAAGCUUACUUUGAAACGUGUCCUUGUUAAUAAUUGUUGGUAAUAAUUGUUUGGUUUUCCCCUUCAACCAUUUUUGCAUUUUACUUUAUGUAUUUCAGUUGUAAUUAACACAUUCAAUGUUAUUAAAUCAAUCCUAUUUUGAAAUACAUAAAAAAGUUGUUUGAAAGUCUGUUUGUUUGAAAGUCUUUGUUAAACCUUUUAAGUUUCUAAACUGGCGAUUCAGAGAGGUCUUCAGCUUAAUUCUCUUAAUCCUGUUUGUUUGUUUGUGUGUUUGUCAGGAGAGGAUUAUUGAACGUUUAAAGGACCAAAGAGAAAGGGAGGACAGAGAACGUCUGGAAGAAGUGGAUUUAUAUAAAAAGGAGAACAAGGAUCUGAAGGAGAAGGUCAACAGCCUGCAGAUCGAACUAACAGAGAAAGAGGUCAGCAAAAAAAAAUGGUUAUUUUCCCGAAAACUUGACGCCUUUUUUAUAACUUCUAAGCUUUUGUGCCGUCUGUUCACCUGCAGUCCAGUCUCAUCGACUUGAAGGAACACGCUUCAUCUCUGGCAUCUUCUGGUCUGAAGAAAGAUUCAAAGCUGAAGUCACUGGAGAUCGCUAUCGAGCAGAAAAAGGAGGAGUGUAGUAAGUUGGAGACACAGUUACAGAAGGUGAGUGUCGCUCAGCAGAGCAGAGUCUGUCAUUUGUAUUCAUAUGUAUGGACAGUAUAUUUGGGCUCAUGUGUUUGUCUGGUUGAAGUUUUCGAAAGCUUACUAAACUGCGCUUCGAAUUUAGAUGUUUUAUCAGUGUGAAGUUUAUCAGAUGAAGUACCCACAACAAACUCACCGACCGUAGAGACUUAACCAAAGUCUGUUGAUAGUUUUAACACCACAGUUAGUACUUCUCUCUGCAGGUGUGUUUCGUUCUGCAGGUAUCAACAGUUUAGCUAAACCUGGUAUGAAGUUCUGUCUAAAAGUGUUGGUGCAAGAAAGUUGAAGAGAAAGUGUCAUGACAUAAAAGUUUCCACAGUUCAGAUAAGCCUACAUGAUCCCACAGCAUCCUACCAGGACAAAGUAGCUGCUGGCUGUUUCAGAUUCUGAGCGUUUGUAUUGAAUACCGUGUGAAAUGGUGAGAAGCUCCAGCAGAUACAACAUAAUUGUUUUUUUUUCCAGUCCAUAUUUUCUAGAUCAAGAAGUAACUUUGUGUUAAAUUUCUUAUUUUACAUGGACAGGGCAGCGUCAUCUUUCUCAACCAAAAUAAUAAAAAAAAAAUGUUUCUUUCCACCUUUUAUUAUCACUGUUUUUGAGGAUUUUACAGAUACUUUCAAGAGAUCAAGAGAACAAUAACGAUGUGUUUGAGGGGUAACUGUUUUGGCUUUGGCUGAACUGUGGAGAGCUUUGCUCUGAAUUAAGAGCGUAGAAUGUCCUUCAUUAACUUCACUGGACUGUGGCUAAAAGGCCAAAGCUGAGUGCCCACCCUCAAGUAAGGAAUUAGCUCACUCACGCUUAAAUAGAGAGACUAUUAGGUAGACAGACUUCACAAAUAGUGUAUUGUUGUUGUUCUCAGAGUUUAGAUGAAAGCUGAGUUUGUUGUUUCCUGCUUGUACAUGAAGAUUUUGAAAAGCCGUUGUUUCUCAUCAGACUUCUUUAUUAUCUCUGUGAUCUGGACUGAUAUAUCAGUGUGAAUCUACCCUUUACAGAAAACACAGCUUAUUGGGAUAAUGGCUACCACCAUGUUUUAUGACAGGCCGCUUCAGGGGGCAGUCAGUUCAUUAAAUAUCCUCCUACAUAAUCCACAGAGUCUCCAUAUGUUUGUCCCUCUGCGUCUGUCUGUGAUGUGAUGCCCUUAACCUGUUAUAACAUGUGCUGUCCUGAGACAAUGUUACUGCUCUGUCAAAACAUGCAUUGUAACAUGUCUGAUCCUGCUGUUUUCUCCUCUGGCUCAAACUAAAUCCUGAUAAUUAACUCUCCCGGGUUUCCCCCCCCACAUCCUGACCUCCUCGACCCUACUUCCCUCCUUCAACCCGUCCAUUCGCAAUGUAGCAAGCUGAGCAGCUUUUCAGUCACAUGAACAAUCCUGUAAGUCCCUCUGUUGAGCGCUCUGAGGCACAUAUUGAAAGCAUGAGGACACUGGUUACUUCUUCUGUGUAACAUGCUAAAUGGUGGUCAUGCCAGCCCCACAGCACAGGUUCUGCUUCACCCACCAACCCGCCCAGAUGCAUGUUGGCCAUUGCACUGUAUCGAUAUAAUGAGCUUUAAACUGCACUCAGAGGCAUAAUGCAACUGUUUGUGUUUGUGACAUAUGGUGUAUCUGGUGCUAAUUACAAAAUAUCGUAUUACCUGGUCAGUGGGCUUAUUCCCUAGAUUUAUUUAUUUAUUCGUGACUCUUUUUUUUUCCAUAGUGGCUCUUAAAUUAUUGUUUUCUGUGAUCACUUUGACUCCAGGACUUGUUUUCAUAUACAUGCACAGCAGGUGAAGAAGUACACUUAACAUCAAAAUUUGAGGAUGAGGGUCAAGUCUUGUUUCAUGUCAGUCACGCAAGUAAAUAUGUAGUUAGAAGUUCUUGUUGUGGUUUUAAAGAUUAAAAUGCAUAAAGCAUCAGUCCCUUUGUAAAUGAUGAUCAGACACUGUAUGUAUCAUAGACUGUUUAUACUAUGGCGACUUGGUUCUGCCUUCCGCCUGUAUACGGAUUUGAAGCCAAAAAGCUCUCUGUAUUUCCGCGUUUUUUCUCCACUUCCUGAAACCAAAAUUGCCCAGAAGCAUUGAACGCAUUUGGCGGGAGAGUCGCUGUGAUGACGCUCGGCUCAAACAGCGUAUCCCCAGGGUUAGCAACACAAUCUUCGUACACCCAUAGGCUGUAUCAAGUGUCAAUCAUAGAAAACAUGAACCCCCCUAAUAACUUUUAAAAAUGGAGCUUCUCAGAAAAAAGAGGACUUGAGCACAAACCAGUCUAACAAUAACUACAUGUCAAUAUCGUAAGCAGGGGGAGAAAAAUUAUAUUCUGUGUAAUAAAUUUCUAAAGUUUGUCCACAGCUCCAUAGGGAUUGCUGGAGAAGGCACGAUUAUGACCUAUACUGCAGCCCGUCACCAGAGGGUGCUGUUCACCCAGUGAGAGGCAGACUCUGUCCAUUCUUUAUACAGUCUAUGAACAAAAGUAACAUGACCUGGUUUGGGGUUAGCUUCCACAUAUCUUGUGUUUACACUUUACAGUCUUUACAUCUUGCUUUGAACCGUAUUCAAAGUUAAAAAAAACAUGGUUAGGUUUUAAGUCUGUGGAUUUUUCAUGCUAAAUCCUCGCUGAAAGUAUUUUCAUAUACUUACAUAUGCUUUAGUAGAUCUGAAGUACCUUAGACCAUUGAUAAACAUGCUCUACAAACUUUGCUCCUCAUGCUUCAAAUAUGAAAGUUACUGUUAGCCACCUGAUUGAUUUGGUCCCUCUCGCUUCUGUUUCUCCACUCAUUUGACCGAAAAUCACAGAGACUGUGCAGCUUUGUUGGGUUUGCAUGAAAUUGUCAACCUUGUUGCAUGUUGUCACUGUCGGUGUUGCCACGCUUUUCUUUCGUCUCAGUGUGGUGCAGCAGCCAGCUGAGGUAUCAGCCCAUGGUUGGAGAUCACUGCAGUGUUUUGGUGGUUGAUGCUCUCUUGUUCUGUAAAACUCUUGCACUGUAGCAACUCGUAUUGACAUGUGUGGAUGCAUAUUGUCCGAAGGGAAAUGUGUAACGCUGUAAUGUACUGUGUUGGGAAUAACAAACUGCUUAAAUGAUGGAGAUAUAAGCCACGUUUCCACCAUAAGCACCCAGGACUUUUAGUCCCAGGAACCAAACAACUAAGAGGACCCUUCAGGCAGUUACCUCUAGUUCUGCCGCCGUCUAUAAAGGUGCAUAGAAAAAGCAGAUCAUACAGUUUUCCACCAUUUUUGCUCACAACUUAAUGAAAAAAAUGUAUCGCUACAUUGUAAUGCAAAGCAGAGCCUGAGUGAUACAAAAACACAAACAUGAAGGAGUUUCUAUUCUUGACUCUGUUGCUUGUGGUAACUACUUUGAGUUUGAAGCUGCUGUAGUCAAACUUAUUAAAACCCUACCUUUAUUGUGUUGAUUUGUUGAGCAACAAACAAAAAAUCAGUUCAGUCACAUUUUUUUUAAAUACAAGCCUGACUAAAAUUAAUGCUUAACUAAUCUAGAAUCUCCAGGGCUGACCCACCUUAAAGUCCCACUCCGAUCAUUUUUCUUACUACCUGAAAUGUUCUCAGUGGUCUUUAAAUCGCGUCACCUUUGUCGUUUUCAAAGGCUUUUCUUCUGCAGAGCUCCCGUUGAUCAUUAGCAAUUUGCCUCUGAGUCCUGGGAGGAGACAGCACUGCUCUGCACACUCGUCUUCACGUUUGCUUGCAGCCUAACAUUACCGCUGUAGUAGAAGUGGCAGGUAACAUAUGAUCUAUUCAGCUCUCGGACACUAAUGUCUUUAUGGACACAAUGAAAGCUAAUAUCAUAAUGAGCUUUCUUACGAGCAUUGCAAUCCGCUACCGCACAAGCUUGUUCCGCGAUUGUCCUCUGUAUUUCUUCUCUAUAUGCAGAGUGUGGCCUGCAUAGCAGGGCUCCAGGGGCGGAGCUUAGAUUGGUUACGUAUGAAAUCUCACUGUUUCUGAACCUCCCGAUUGGGUCUGCCAGAGAUUCACAGCGAUUUAAAUGCAGAAAUACUCAGAAAAGCAAAUUCACAUCUAGUUUUCUCAUGUUAUGUCCUGUAGCAUCAGAAAAAUUCCAUAUAAACAUGUAAAAAAACAAGGAAAACCUGAUUUUCAUCAGAGUGGGUCUUUAAAGUUCCUGCAGUCCUAGAAUCUUAUAACCUCCAAACAAGGACUUUUAAGUCCCUGAAUUCAACUUAGACUCAGAUCCUUGUGGAGGGAAAAGUUAUUAAAGGUUCUGGUCCCUGGGAAAAGUUUCUGCGGUGGAAACGUGACUUUGAGUCCAUACUGGCCUAGCAGCAGCAGACAUCUGAACAGCUUGUGUUGUAAAGCCAAUUAGACCGACUCAUGAGUGAAUAAUUUAGUAUGAAUUAUUUGUUACUAUUUUUGGCACUGAGAAGACACACACACUCUCAGAUACACACACACUUACACAAAACACAUAUAGCUCCCUAUACAAAUGUGCAAAGUGAGUCUCUGAAGGCCAUUAAAUGGAGCUAAAUAAUUGCUCCGUUAAAGCUAAUGAGCCAACACAAUUAAUGAUGCCCUUGCCCACAACAUUUACUCUGCAUCAUUCAUUAAGAAAAAGAAAGAGGGAGGAAAGAGAGAGAGAGAGAGAGAGCGUAGUUAGAAGACACUGAUGGACAAAGAUUUUGCCCAUGGUGUGUGUCUCUCUUUUUCUGUAGACAGUGAAACACUGAGCUGUAGUUGUGUUGAUACUAUCAUGUUAACUGAGUGUGUCUUUGGGUGUUUGCAUGUUUGUCUGUUCUGGUCUUUUUCUGGCAUGUUAUUGCAGAAAGCCCACGAGGUGGAGCAGCAAUCUGGCCCCAGAGGAAACCCAGAUUACGUGGACCGUGUGAAGCUGCUGGAGAAGGAGGUGAGCUACUACAAGGAUGAGGCCAACAAGGCGCAGAUGGAGGUGGAGAGACUCCUGGACAUCCUGCGAGAGGUGGAGACAGAAAAGAAUGACAAAGACAAAAAGAUUGCAGAGUUGGAAAGGUAAUUAUCUACGAACUGUGGUGUUGACUAAACGUAUUUAAGUGUUUUCUCCCCCGGUUAAUCAUAUUUAAUAACUCAUUACAUUACAUGAAAAUAUGAAGUUUGUCGUAUGCUCUGUCAGGAAAACUGUGACUAAGGAAACUUUCUUACAUUUUAAUGCAUCUAUAGUUACUGCAUUUCAGCUUUUUUGACGGAAAAGUUUGUGUUACCACUCUGGUCGUUGUUAUUUCUUCCUAAUGGUUUCCUCCAAAUCAGUGCAUAACACUCAGAACCAAGAUACAGAGGGUAAAGCUUUGAUUCAACGAGGACCAAAGAGCAAAAAGUUUUCACGCUUUUGACUCCUGUUCUUUCCACUGUGACAUAUACCUACCAUAUUUGGUCAUAAGAUCUUCUUUUUUUAAGAUAUUGGACUAAAAAGAUUUGAUUUCUUUUCUCUUUCGGAGCCCCUGUGGUCUCCUGUGAUCCCACUGAUAGUUUUUGUUUCAUGUGCUGAAGUAUCUACCUUUAAUUUUCGGCGAAGAUUUCCCUCAAAAUCCCCUGCGUCUCCAGAGAAAGUAUGUAAUUUUUGAAACCCUUGACUUUAAUGUCCUGAACUAACAGUUGGCCAAAACCUUGUAUCUCCAAACCCACUUCUUUUCAGGAAGUAAAAACACCUUUUGUUUUUCACAUAACUUAACACCGCAGGAAACUAAACCACAGCUUUGCUUCUCAUCUGGUCGAUGUUAGAGAGUCUACUGAAAGGCAUAAUGGGUGACAAGAAAGAUACAAGGUUUCUGCCCAACAGUAACGAAAUACACUUCGACCUUUACAGUGGUCCCGGGCGCUACCCGAUCCAUCCCAGAAAACCGAUUUGUACUGUGCAUGUGCGAAACAUACAUCACUUCCUCUCUUUGUAUUUCAGUGCAUUUUACAGCAGUAAGUCGUUAUUAUUGCUACCUACCCGAUCCGUACAGCACAAGUGCAAAAACUUCAUGCAAACUACCGAUCGAUUUCAGAAACCAGCUGGCGAUGUGACAGGCUAGCUCACAGGAGGCUCCAAGGCUAAUGCCGAGGCAUUCGCCAGAGCUCCUGCCCAGAACGGUGAGACCUUUUGGGCAACAGAGAGCGCUGCCACCUGGUCAAAGUUAUGGUUCUCUGACUUUUUAAAGUAACAAGGGGGGAUUUAUUUCAUUUAUUUUCUUAAUUGAAUUUAUUUACAAGAAGCCUACACAUUAUGGACAAUGAAUUUCAGCGUUUUUUUUAACAGCCUUUCAAUUUCAACAAUGAAAUAUUCACAUUCAUUCAAACCUUUUAUAACUGUGUUGCAAUUUUACAAUUAAGAAGCUGUUGAAGGAACCUUUAAUCAUGAAACUGGGCACCAUUCUCUUGACUUUCCGGUGCUCUGCUUCAGUCGGGGGAAGCACUCAGUUCAGGAGAAAAGCGUGUGGCUGGUGAUAAACUGAAGCAUCCACUCUGACUGAAGUGAGCUCGCGUUGAUGGUGAAGCUGUCAAACAAGUGUGGAAGCUGUCGAACAAGUGUCAAAGCUGUCGCAAACCGCAAGAAGGAAAGAAUUGCAGACUGAAAACAGACUCUGUUUUGGACAAAUAUUAUAAGGAUCGUCUAUCGUCUAGAGGACUUAUCUUUUCUCUUACUUCUUACCUGGUAUUUAUUUUCUUAAUGGCGGUAAAACGUCAACGGUAUAUUGUGAAGUGUAAUUAUAAAAAAUAAAAAAAAAUGCUGAUCUGUUGCAAAGAUGGCUACUAGAGGAAGUGACAUAUGUUUCGCACAUGCGCAGUACACAUCGGGUUUCCGGGACGGAUCAGGUAGCGACAGUCACUCCUGUGUUCUUGAGGUGAACUUCCACAGGCCUCUAUGUACAUAAUCUAACAUUUUCCUGUUGUUGUGUAUGAGUGUAUGUCAGAGCAGUUUGCUUCCCUGGAUCAAGUCAUGAGCUCAUAAAAUACACACAGAAAUACACCGACCAUAGUUUUUGCUCCACAUUGAGAUACACCAGAGGCUUUGUAAAUAACUUGUGACACAAUGUUAAAUGUGAUAUUAAAGCACAAAGUGCCACUCAGUCAAGCGCUUAAUGGAAGGGGUCAAACUGAUUUCAGUUAAUGGAGCACAUAAAUAAAGCUGGUGGCCUCAUCAGCUCUUGGCUCACCUCUCAGGGCGGUACAUGGUCCUCUUGAGUCUCCACACUGACAGCAGCUUUUGGAUUAGGUUCCCCUCCAGGAUGAAACCACCUUCAUUCCCCCCCUGCAGAGGAUGAUGGGACACAGACAAAGAUCAGUCAGACUGCAUGAGAGCUAUACAUGAGCACCAAUGACAGCCCUUCUUCUCCAGCAACUUCUCAAGUCCCAGUCCCACCAGUUCUUGUUCAAACAGUUGCAUUUUAUCUUCCCAGCGUAAGAUGAGGGCGUUUUUGUUUCUCUGUCGUGCCAAACUUCCAAGUGGUGUUUGAUUAAUUGAGUCUUCUUGUCCCUUUUUUACCAUCUUUACCCACUUUUUUCUGUCCCGUUCCUCUUUCUAUCUUCUGUGUCACGCCCACCCGUCCCUCUCUUCCCCCUCUGCCAUUGAACACUCUCGACCUCGGUCCCACGCAACUUUUUCUCUGUUGUGCCCCCCCCCUCCCUGACACACCAGCCCCCCUCACUCUCUCCCUCGCCCCACCCCUCGUCCCGGUGGCAGAGCUCCCCCUGACCCGCUCCCUUCUGUGUCUGCUGCUCCCCAGCAGAUAGGGGGCAUGGUGUGGGAUUUCCUGGGAAAGUGAGUGCUCUGCCCUGGCACUUCAGCUCGGCUGCGUGGUUAAAGUCUCCGACUGCGACUGCUGCAACUGCGUCUGGUUUCACAUGUGUGCCUGGGUCUGCCUGCUGUCUGACGCAUUCACAGAUCUUUGUAUCAGUGUGUCUGUGCUGUGGUUUGCUGUUCUCGUACACUGGAUACAAAGAUCACUGGAUACAUGUUUCUAUUAUUUCUUCUUUAGUGUGUUUUUGCUUUGUGGCUGCUUGCUUGCAUUUAUGCCAUGAAAGAUGUUUUUGAUUCCCUUUGAGAGUGAGUCUGCAUGUUUAUAUUUUUAAACUGCAUGUUUUAACAGUUAUCCAAUCUGCAAUGACAAUGUAUAGGGAGUUAAAUACACACAGAUUCUGUUGUUUGUAGUAUCACAUUACAAAUCAGCACAUAAACAAAAAAUCAGAUUUAAGGGCGUUAUUCAAUUCAACUAAGAAAGCCGAGUUGAAUUGAAUAACACCGUUAAAUUUGACUUUUUUCAUAGACUGUAUAUACUAUGGACAACUUGGUUCCGCCUUCUGCCAGUAUACUGAUUUAAAGCCAAAAAGUUCUCGGUAAUUUCACGUUUUUUUCUUCACUUCCUGAAACCAAAAUUGUGCAUUCUACGCAUUCGGCAGGAGAGUCGCUAUGAUGACGCUCGGCUCAAAUAGCGUGUCCCCCGGGUGAGCUACGCAAUCUUCGUACACCCAUAGGCUGUAUCAGGUGUCAGUCAUAGAAAAGAUAAACCCCCUGAUAACUUUUAAAAACAGAGCUGUACAGAUAAAAGAGGACUUGAGCACAAAACAGUCGUACAGUAACUACAUGUCAACAUCACAAGCAGAGGGGAGAAAAAUUUUUAUUCUGUGCAAUAAAUUUCUUAAGUUUGUCCACAGCUCCAUAGGGAUUGCUGGAGAAGGCAGGAUUUAUGACCUAUACUGCAGCCCGUCAACAGAGGGUGCUGUUCUCGUUUCUUCACCCAGCGUCCAUUCUAUAUACAGUCUAUGAUUAUUUUUAUUAUUAGAUGUAAAUGUUUCCCAAAUACAACAAAAUUUAACACAGGAGGUUUGUAACCUUCCUGGUUCAGAGGUAGUUUGAAAUAUAUGUCAGUGGUCAUAUAUUCAGUGCUGUUUCUUUGAUAGUUUAAACAGUAGAAGCCACUCCACAUUGGGAACCUCUGUGUGCAGUAAUAUCUACUGUCUGUUUAGUGUAGUUUUACUCUACACUGGGGUCCCAGUUGUGGUUGUUUCCAUAAUGUUGCAUGGUAAGAUCACACAAUUCAAACAAUCACACCAAGGAUUGAAGUACGAAAAAAAAACACCAAUCAGAUUGUAACAUUUUAACAAGUGUAAAUGAAAACUGCCCUUGUAGUAAUAGUGUAAAUACUGUAAAGGACUAAACAGUGUCUGUGUUUUGAUCUGUCUAAAGUAAAUGUGAAACUUGGUGUGAUUUCUCCAAAUGCUUUCGCUUUUUUCAGAAGUUUUAGUUGACUAUAUUGUAUUUUAUGUCCCUCUGUGUCCUUUGUUGAAAUAUCUUUAAGUGCACACUAUCACUCUUCCAGACAUACACACACAAACACACACUUCUUUGUGCAUCUUUGUGGUGUUGGCUGUUUGUUGUAGCUUGUGUAGGAAGUCUUUGUGUUUAGAGCUGAGGCCUCCUACUGCCAUGAGCACGCUUCCCCUGCUCAUUCCAUCCACCCAUCUGCCCACCCUUCUCACCCUCUUCCUCUCUAACUCCAACAACUCUCGCACCUUGUCCAAGUAACACCUUCCAGCAGCCCCUCUCUUUCCUACUGAUUUUUCCGGUUCCCACCUUCCUGCUCUCCCUCCAAAACCCACCCGCCCCGCCCUGCCUAGCUUGAUCUACCAGACACUAAAGGAAACGAUCAGCCUAGUGGCCUGCAUGAAUAGAGCUGCUGUGCUCCAGGUCUACACGCGCUCAGUAAGUGAGGUGCUGUAGUAGGUAGGGUCUGGACUGAACCCCCAGUCCUGCAGUGUGUCAGUUCAGUCGGGUCUCUUUCUGUCCAAAGAACCCUGCUUCCAUAACUGAAUCUCUCGCUCCCUCUCUUUGUCAAACCACUCUUGGCUUCCCCCUACUUAUGCUCCACACUAAGACCCGUCCUCCCUUCCUCUUCUGCCCGGCUGAUUUUCUGCCUGUCUGACUGCAUGUCUGCCACUCCCAGGCUUGGCAGCAGAUGCACAUGAAUCUUGUUUUUAAAGAAGGUGCAUCCUGCAUUAGCUGUGUCAGGCUGCAGAGCAGCUGCUGUCACAGGCUCUUUUGUAGUCUCCCAGGUUGUUUGACAGUCAACAUUGUGAUCUCCUCUGAGUCCUCUGUAUUGUUCUUUUUGAUUUGAUCUUUAUGUUCUGGUUCUAAUGUCUUUUUUUGUUUUGUUUUUUACUUUUGUCCUACGUGCGCUCUCGUCUGCUGCCUUCAAUGUCUCCUACACUUGUUUCGUCAUCCCCUUUCUUCCACCUUUACCUCCCCCUCUCUGCAGUCUAGCUCCCAGGUAAGUUAUGUCUCUACCCCCAGUGCUGCGUCCAUCUCUACCUCUGUCCAGCCUAACUCUGGUGCUUUAACCUGUGUGUUAUCACAGCAAUGUCAUGUGAACAUGAGCCAAUCAGUUCAUCUCUGAUGUUCAUGUCCGUUGCUGUCCAGGUGAUGCCAUGAUUGGUACCAUUUUGAAACAGGAUUAGUUCAAAAUGCCCAUGAUUGUCCAUGCUCUACUUGUACUAUUCGAGUUUUUUGGAUGUGUGGAUAUAUAUAAAUCUAGUAUCCGAAAAACAUGUUUACUAACUGUAUUUUCAAUGCUGUCGCCCCACAAAUCUUUUUUGAAGAGAAAAACUGUUUUCAUUUUGGGAUUCAGACCAGCUGGCACAGAAACACUCCUAAGGUUUUGUGAUUUUACAGACAAGGAGGCAAAGACCAGACGAAGAAGGGUCAAAACAUCAAACUGGGACCACAAGGAGACAAAAAGGGUUUGGGCCAAGACCCUCGUAAGGACGGCACAAUGGAUGGUGGUCACCACUUAAAGGUGUGUCUUCUUUCUCAGCUUCUCUCUCUAGCAAACUAUAAAAACUGAAGUCCCUUCUUCUCUUGCAGAGUUUAGGACUUUGUUUCAGAUUGUACGUGUUUAAAAUGGUUUCUAUUGUCAUGUAAAUUACAUCUACGUCUGCUUGUUUAGAGCUUUAUUUUUGUUGGCAGCACCCACAUUGUACCGCUCUAUAUUUGAAAGAUAUGUCCGUAGUCCAUACGUCACGUGUCUCAUUCAUACUUUUCCCUUGUGAUCUUUGUGAUUCAUCAGUUGGAGGAGCUGAUGAACACCCUGGAGAGGACGAGGCAGGAGCUGGAUUCCACCAAGCAGCGUCUCUCCUCCACUCAGCAGUCUCUGCAGGAGAGAGACACCCACCUCACCAACAUGAGACAAGAGCGCAGGAAACAGCUGGAAGAGAUCCUGGAGAUGAAGUAGGUGUCAUGACGACAUUUUCACCUCUGCCUAAAACAAAACAGCUCAUGAUCGAACUUCUUAUCAUGUAUUAGCACGUCCUUUUUUUUGUUUUUUGUAUGAAAAUACGGUCAAAUUCUCGCUUACCAAUUUAUGAUAAGUGAUAAAACAUAAUCCAGGGUAUCCGGGGGGGUCUUGAAAAGUCUUAAAACAUCCAAACUCCAAUUACUUGAAUUCUAAAACACAAUUUUGAAAAGUCUUAAAAAUGUAUUAACUCUACUUGCAAAUAAAUAACGUGCCAUUGGAAUAAAGAUUGAUUUGAAGUAACGUAAAUGUUCUGAUUUCCCUUCAUGUCUUUUGUACUUUUUGUCAGUAUGGCUGUAAAAUGGGUCUUAAAUUGUUUUCAUUACAGCCUUUAAAAAGUCUUAAAUUUGACUUGUCGGAACCUACAGAGACCCUGAACUUGACAAACCCUCCAAGAUGUCCCCUAUUGGUGGCCUUAAGUUUUACAUCUUUAUUUGUGCUUUGAACGCAGAAAAGCCAUCAGGAAAAUAUCGACUGAAACAAUAAAUCAACUGAGAAGUACCUAGUAAUUUACCCAUUGAGGUUUUUCAAUUGAACAACUGCAGACGCCUUUAUUCAAGAACUGCAUUUUCCCCCUUAAGACUGAUGGAAAAAAUGACUGUUUAAGGAACUUUGAGCUUCAAACCACAUUAGUUUCACAUUUAAGAUUAGACGCUACAACUCUUUCUUAUACAGUCUUUGUUCUGAAUACAUGUGGGAUUAAAUAGGUAAUAGGUAAAGGAAAUCUAAAUUAAUAGUUUUGUAUUUCCUUCGUUUCAUCAACUCUGGGGACAAAAAAUAUACUAUCAAAAGAGUUUAUUUCCCAAAUACCCAAUUUGCACUCUUAAUCCCAUAUGAAGAAUAAAGCAUGACACCGCAUCUGAGCCUGAAGUCUUUGCAGAGAACUCAGCAUUUUUAUAUUCUUGUAUUUUUAUCAACAUCUUGUCCCUAAAACUCAAUCCAAUCUGUAAGUAGUUUAACUUGCACUGAUGCAGUCUAGUUUAGUGUAUUUUUUUCAUCUUCAAGUGGUCUGCUGAAGUGCUUACCUAUACACUGCUUUUUAUGCUAUUUCAAAAACAAAAGUGCUGAUUGUCCUUUUUUUUCUCUUAGGCAACAGGCUCUGCUGGCAGCCAUCAGUGAGAAAGACGCUAAUAUUGCUCUGCUGGAACUUUCUGCCUCCAAUAAAAAGAAGACCCAGGAGGAAGUGUUGGCCCUCAAGAGGGAGCGGGACAAACUGAUGCACCAGCUCAAACAACACGUUAGUACUGCAGCACAAUGUUAAAGAAUAUGCAGUCCUUACUGUAGCUGGUUGCCAAGGCAACAUUAAUCGAAAUGACAGAUAUAGCUGCAGAAGGCACCUAGCCAUUUUUUCCAUUUCAUCAACAGAGAGUGGUGCUCAUACAUGCUCACUGGUCCCCUGUGCUGCUCCAGAUUUGGCGCUUUUCCCAAUGUUAGCAUCUCAUUUUGCAGUAUGACUCAGAGCCUCUUUUAUGUCUCUUUGGGCUUGUCGAGGCUCAAGCAGUCCUGCACAGCGACAAAUCAAAUGACAGGCACUCAUUAGCAGAUUAGUCAAAGUUGGGUUGCACACUUUCAUUAGGAAAUUGUAAAGGAAUAGCUAAGUCUUUUCGGGCCAUUAAUUAACGUUUCACAUCAGGACAGAUAUUUCCUAUCUGUGUUCUGUUUACUGGCACAGCUGAAGUCAAAUCCAUUCAAAGUCGUAUGUGGAGUAUUCAUUUUCUCAUCAGGUGAAAACCUUGGUCUUUUAUCUGCUCUGAAGUCCAAGGUUGUGUCAGGUUUUUAAGGAGUCUAGUCUUAAGGGAGCAGAAUAACACAGCCUGGAAAUUUAAAUCAGAGCCCAUGUCUUUAAACUCUCAUCCUUAUCUCUGGUGUCAGUUGUAUAUCAAUAGGUUCAGAUGGGGACAAUGUGGCAGAAGUGCCCAGUUUGACAUAUUUAAAAAGAAAGGGGAGAUUAGAGUUAGAAAUGGUUUAUAAUAAUAAAGUCGCUACCCCAGCUAAAGUCAACAUUGUGUUUUUGCAGUUGACUUGUUUACCUUUUUAAACCAAAUAAGCGGGCUAAUGUUCAUCUGUUACUUGACUUUGGGGCGAUAUCCUAUCAUGCUAAUGUUUACCUUGAUCAUUAAGAGAAAUGUUUGGUUUAACAUUUGAUUGUGCUGAAAAUCUGCAGAUUACAAUCUUUUACAAAUCUUGAAACCAGAGAAAUAUCAUAGUUAAAUCAACUUUAGUUAGGUAAUAGACGGGAUAAUGCCUCAGAGGUAAAAUAUAAAUAGUAGAAGUGGGAAUCACCAGUGGCCCCACGAUACAAUAUUAUCACGAUACGAUACUUUUGUGAUUUUUAACAUUUUGCAACACAGUGAGUAUUGCAAUACAAUUAAAUGCGAUUUAUAUAAUUUUUUCAUCUGUUUAGUGAAUGUAGCAUUUGUCUUUCCUUUAUGUUUGUCUUAUUUACGCUGUUUUUUAUUUUCAUGUCGCACAUCUUGCAAACCUUAUAUAUAUAUUUGUUACACUAACUUUCUCCUGCUCUAUCAUGUCACCUCUGCCAACCUCACUGGACAAACACUUGAUUUUAUUUUUCCAUUAUGAUGGAUUUGACUUCAUAUUAGCAAUUAAUUUGAAAAAUUAAUACUUGGCAAAUGAGACGAUACAAUAUAUCACCAGACAAAAUAUCGAGAUACUAUGCUGUAUCGAUUUUUUUCUCCCACCCCUAGUAAAUAGAAUCCAUUCAGGGUGAAUUAAGCCUCAAGUGGUCUACCCCCCCCCCUUUGGUAGAGAGUAGACCAACAACCAGAUCACCAUGUAUUAUCCCUAACUUGAUAGAUAUAAAUAAUCACAGAAAUAUUACAUCUGUUUUAUAUUUUUCUGUCUUUGUGUUUGGCUACAGGAGUCAAAAGAGCCCAGAAAAAUCCCUGCUGUUAAGGUGCUAAUGCAAAGUUAAGCUGCUUUGUCUGGCGGUCGUUCUCAAACUCUAAAGGACAGUUCAUGAGUUGUUGUUUUUUUGUUGUUGUUGUUCCAUAAAAUAUGAAACAUUCAAAUGUCCAUUUUCUUUAACAAAUUCACAAUGGCUUUAAUGGGGGGUGCUAGAUUAGCUCAGUUGGGAGGGCUCCAUGUACAAAGGCCAUAAUCCUUAAUGCUCUUGAGUCAAAGACUGGUUCUGACAGUAUUUGGUGCAUGUCUUACCAUACUCUUUCCCCACAUUUCCUGUCCCUCUUAAGCUGUCCUGUCUCAAGAAGGCAAAAAAGCCCAGAAAUUAUCUAAAACAAAUACCUACAGCAGAGAUAUCUGCAAACACUUUCUAAAGUCUUCAAAAGAAGCAGAUUUAUCCUGACGUGAUUCUCAUUCUGAGGCAAUGAUACUUCUUUUGACAGCAGCAUAUCAUCCUGUUUCUUCUCCCUACAGACACAGAGCAGAAUGAAGCUGAUCGCUGAUAACUAUGAAGAUGAGCAAUAUCACCCACAUGCUCCACAUCACCCACAGGCUCAACCCCCACACGCCCAGCCUCAGCCCCAACCCCAGUACCCCCAUGCCCCCCAUCCUCCCCACGCCCAGCAGACCCCUUACCCACACACCAUGCAUCCACAACACCCGCAGCACCAACAACACCCGCAGGCCCCCCCACAGCACCCGCACCCACAGCAGCCACAACCCCAAUACCCCCAUCCAGGUCACCCACAACACCCACAGCAACACCCUCAGCACCCUCAACCGCCUCCUCAGCAUCAACAGCACCCACGCCCCCCACAGCCCCAACACCCUCACCAACAGCACCCACAGCACCCACAUGGACAUCCUCCACAGCAGCACCCGCACCCACAGCACCCACACGGGCCUCCACAACAAGGACCUCACCCCCAACACCCUCAUCCUCAGCAUCCACAACACCCUCAACACCCUCAGCAUCCACAGCACCCGCACCACGCCCAGCAUCCACGUCACCCAUCGCCCCAUCAUCGUGGAGGUCCAGCCCGAGGACCCCCACAUGCUGGUCACCGCCCAAACCAGGACCAGGUAAGAAUUCUCCUGUGUCGAUCAAAAUUCCCAAAAAUUCACCAAUCACUCAAUCAUCAUUAAAAGCUGCUUGUUGCUGGAGAAAUGUUCAUCAUCGCUCAUUAACAACAGCUGAGGAAGAUUCGUUCCUGAAUGUUUUGAAACCAUAACACUGCAUUUAACAGAUUUGCCUACAGGUGGGGGUUUCUCUGUGUAACACUUCUCUGACAGGAUCAAAGACAUGUAGUCUUGACUGCGCUUUUGUAUCCUGAAUUAGUCCUUUUGGUUGGAUCAUUUUUAAGCAAUCUAUCUCCUGCCAAAAAACACAAAAACUAACGGCUGGGCAUUUUGAAAGCACGAGGGAUUGCAUAUUGUUUUACCAUGAUCAAGGACAUUAGCCAACUUUCAUGUCAGCAGCAGUCAUGGUUACAGAUUAGCUCACUUCCUUUUUAUUUCUGUUUCAGCCUUAUCAUUACAAGGUAUCUGAUGUUAAAUAAUAAACAGUGGAAAAUGGAGGGGAGUAGGUUUGAUUUUGACAUUGUUGGGGUUACAAAAUUGUUCUCCUGAAAGUUUGUUUUUUUGCAUUUGCAAUCAUAAUUUUGCGUCAUGUCGAGCAUGUGCACACGCAAGCACGCAAACCGACACAAACACAAAUGUAAAUGUGAACGACACCACUGAUAUUAAAAUCCGUUUAAGCAGAUGUGACCCAGGCACAAUAUACCAAACAUGUUGACAACUUAUGCUGCGUUUGAGGUACUUCGGAAGUCAGAAGUCCGAGCUGAAAAUGACGAAUAUAAGGCGAGCAUUAAAAUAAGUUUCAUUGAUGUAGCCAUCUUGUUUCAGACCUUUUGCUUUUUUUCAACUUGGAAACGGAAAUGCUGGUGUAACGUCAAACCUAACCCUAACCCAAACCCUAACCCUAGCCACAAGCCUAACCCUAACCCUAACACUAACCCUAACCCUAGCCCCAAGCGUAACCCUAACCCUACUCAGACCCUAACCCUAACCUAACCCCUAAUCCUAGCCUAACCCUUACCCUAGCCACAAGCCUAACCCUAACACUAGCCCUAACCCUAACCCUACUCAAACCCUAGCCCAACCCUAACCCUAACCCUAGCCAAUCCCUAACCCAAGCCCAACUCUAACCCUAGCACUAACCCUAGCCACAACCCUAACCCUAACCCUAGCCAAACCCUAACCCAAGCCCAACUCUAACCCCAACCCUAACCCCAGCCACAAACCUAACCCUAGCCAAACCCUAUCCGUAACCCUAACCCUAGCCCUAACCCUAGCCAAACCCUAACCCUAGCCCUAACCCAACCCUAACCCUAACCCUAUCCAUAACCCUUACCCCAAACCUAACCCUAGACUCAACCCUAACCCUAACCCCCUAACCCUAACCAGACAUACAAUGACAUUUCACAACCAUUAGGAAGAACCAUUCGGAGCCCAGCACUUCUAGCCAAUCAUCUCUAGCACUUCUAGCACUUCUUGCCUCCCGUCCGGUCCAACUAGCAGGUAACUUUUACAGGCAGACGUAGUGAGAGCGGGGACAGCUAAUCAAGUAUACUUAAGCAAGAAACCGGCAGCCAAUCAAAGAGCGGUAUUAAGGUUAGAGGCGGGUCUUCUAGCAGAGACUGACUCUUAACCCUUUGUGUGCCAUAAUCAUUGAUUAAACACUACGGACAGCGGUUGUAUUGAUAGGGACGACACUGUAGCAGCUGAUUAUUGGUAGGGACGUGUCCCUAGCGUCCCUACCCAAUUCUACACCCUUGGGAAAAUGAGUUAAUUAACACAUUUUGGGGCAACUUUGGUGUCUUUUUAGGGUGCUGUUGAGAGCCAAGGAAACUAUUUUUAUAUGCACUGAUACAAAUCCUUACAGUUCUGUAUCAACUAUCACACUGAUACAUUUUGGUUUCUUGAAAUUAAAACUCAAGAAACUGUUCUUACAUCCGUUUUUUCUUCUUGUUCUCCCUUCAUGCAUAUCUCUGUGAGCAUCAGGAUGACGACGAGGGCAUUUGGGCAUAAUCCUAACUGUGACAACCAAAGCUCUGAUGUUGUUUUGAGGGGUAAGAAGGCGUUGGAGUUGAUAUGAUUUAGUUUCCUUUCUCCCCGCAGUGCCUGAUACAUUUCAUGACCAACUUGUCAUAUCCCUCACCCUUAGAUGAUUCAGUCACUACUGGAGGAGCACAGCCAAAUCAUGUUGAAACACCACCCAAUCAUUUCUUACCCCAAACCGAUCGACACUCAGCUGCUGGACUUUUUUUUCUGGGGGAGAGGAGGGGGCACUCAGGUGUGCAGGUCAUGCGGGGACACUGACAGCUGUGCAGGUAAUUCCUCACACAGUAUAAUCGCACCCAAAUUACAUAUAAUUUUUCUAUUCAUUUUCUGCUCAAGGUGACCCUGGACCUCUUCUUUGUUUAUGAUCUAGCAGAUGUCAUCAACUCGUUCUGCACAGAUCACAGAGGACUGAACCAGAAGUAAAGGGACAGACAGAUGUGCGCUGUCAGACUCCUGCUCAGACAGUCACGUGACCAACAUGGCAGCCCAGCAUCGGAGGUCUCACAGAGGCUUCCUCAGCUGUCUGUCACUGGUCCUGUGCUGCACCUCCUCAGGCCUACAAUGCCCUCUUCAUCCUCCCAGCAGAGAGCUCACGAUUGCCAUCACUCUUCAUUCUGCUUCCAUUGACCGAUUGGAGAUCUCAGUGUUCUGGGUGUCUGCUUCACUUGGUUCUGGUUCGCUCCCUCAGCUGACUCUGACAUGGUUUAUCAAUCCUCACUGCCCUGCUGACCCACCUGGUGACAUCUGACCCCUCUACCUGGCUGUCAUAACCCCACAGCGUGCAGAGUCUCUUUAUGUUUCAGUCAUCAUGUUACCCUUGGUGGUACACAGCGACAUCUAAUAUAACCUUUAUGCCUAUCCCCACCGUCUACCAUCCCAGUGGUCAUGUUCAGCAUCUUUACAAGUGGUGUUCUCUUACAUGCCACAAAAUCGGAGUAUAGCAUGUUCCACACACCCCAGAUUUGAGCGAAUUUUGUUGUCAUACCUUGUUGGCAAAAAGAAAGAGCUUAGAGUUUACAAACAGUCCACCUUUGGCCACGCCUGCAGCAUCAGGGCUUCCCUGACUGCAUAAGCAGGGCCCUCGACUUUAUAGGCGUGUUUUGGCCUUAAGGCUGUGGCUGCCAUUGGUGUUUCUUCAUGUUACCUCAUUUCAAUCAGAAGUAGUCAAAAAAUAACAAUCUAUGCAGGUGUUAACGUAGAGUGAAUGCGUUUUUAUUUUCCCCAUUCUGACUGAAAUUUGUCAAUCAAAGUGUAAUUAACCGUCCAAUCAAAGCGGCCAAGAGAGCGGUCAGAAAAUAGUCAUCGGUCAGAUUCUUUUGAGGUUCUGAGACUAUGCACCUAUGCACCUCCUCCACAUUGCAGGAAUUUUUACUAAUGGUGCUUCUGCUGGUGCUCAAACUAAACGGUGUCGGAAGACCUGGUCAAAAGCGUCUUUUGGUCCUUUUACAGUCGAGGGACUUGAUUCCAAAAAAAAAUAAAAAAUAAAACUGUAAAAGACAGCUUUGUACAUAAGAUUUAAUCUUGGAGUCCACUACUACUAUAAAUACAAAUAUAGACUCUUAAGUGGAGGAGAAGUUCAAUAGAUGUUUUCCCUGCUGGUCUAUUUGUACCAUUGACAGCCCAGUCUCUGACCUGUAGUUCACUCCUGUUCCCCCUUCCCUGUAAUCCUCCUCUUCCAGCAGUAAUCUGUGUGACCUUCUCCAAAACAUAGUGACUUGUUUUCUCCUUCUCAACAAGGUGGCCUGUGCCUCAUUAAAAAAACUGUACACAUAUAUGAUAGAUAUGCAUAUAUUAUACAUAUAGAAAGAAAUCUAUAGAGUGUGUCUAUAUGUGGUCAGAAAAUCGUUUCAAACUGACAAAGAUAAUAUAUCUAGGUAUUUUCCUCAUGGUUAUUUUUCUAACUGGCUGGAGGUCAGAGAGAUGUCUUAUUUAGCACGUCAUUGAGUGGUGUGGUUUUCCUCUGAUUUGUACUUACUUGUUACAACAAGUAACAUUCCCUGUCUGAAAACACAGGACAGCCCAGAAGGAGAGAAAAAAAAACAGAGUUUUAGAGCAGUUUAUGGUAAAUACAGAAGUUUAUUCAAAUCUAUGUAUAAGGCUGGAAAAGCUGACAUUAUUACAUUCCUUUCUUAAUGUGAAACAUUCAGUUGAAAACCAUUUCCUUGUGGUUACAACUUUGAAUUACACAAAAAAAUGACUCGUCUUGAAGUUUUGCAGCUCACAUAAGUAGCAAUGAGAUUAUGUCCGUGGACAGAAAAACUUGCACUUGUGAGUGAGACUAUCACUAUAACAUCCAAGUGGAGGUUUGAGUGACUCUGUCGGGAUGCAUUUCUUUCACCUGUUUGUCGUUGUUGUCGUCUUGUGAACAGAAGUGGUGACAAAUGUGACUGUGACAGCUGAUUAAGUAGAAAAAAACAACACACAUUCUUACAGUGUAGUGGAAAAUUAAAUUAGACUGUUACUCUCCCCACUUCCUCUCCCUCCCCCUUAUGGUUCCUGUGUGUCUCCCAUAUAUGGCCAAAUGUUGAUUGUUAGAUAUAAAUGUCUCCCAUCAUCCACACGUCAUCUUUUCAUAUGUCUGCUCCAAACAUGGCCCUCUACAGCUCCUGUCACUGACCAAGAAUGGGCGUAUUGUGUGGUGUUUGUGUUUACAAAUGUUACAAGAAAGACCCUGAUUUUAUUUUUUUUUUCUUUUGAGAGAAAAAAAAAAGGGAAGACAAUGCAAACAGACAGAGGAGCAAAAAAAUCCUCUCACUUCACCAUCAGGGGGGGGGCGGAGUGCGAAUCCUCCAUUUUCAGGUCCUUAUCUACUGAAUACUUGAAGUAGGGGGUUCUCCUACCAUGAAACACCAUAUAUAAUUUACAUGGUAGAAAACAUGACAUUUUAACUGUGCCCAUGCAUGCUGAUUUUUACAUAAUGUGCCAACUGAGAGUGGUGAUGUAAGGAUAAUCUCCUGUUCUCUAUGCAGAGCGAUUUCUCAACUGUUGUGUCAAAAAGGUUUAGGAGACAGAGGCUUAUAGAGGCUGAGGCUGGUUCUCUGAGCUCAGACUUAAGACUAAUCCUGGUUGUGAAUGACUGACACCGCGCUUAGUGUGAGGUGGAGUCAAGAAGUCGAGUCUGCAUCUGUGCCUGGAAGCAGCUACGUUAUAAAGACUUUGUGAUAAAAGGCCUGUAGAGUCAGCAGUAAUUCAAAAAGCCUUUGAGAACGAAUACGACAAGCCUAGCAUACAUUUUCACUUUAUUAUUAUUGUUCUUAUUCAGGUUCUCUUUCUUUUAUUGUACGUUGCUAAAACUUUUGAUCAAACAAAUCACUGUGACCAAUGCCAGAAAACGUUUUGUUUGACAGAACAAAUCUUGUUUACUUUUUUUAUGAUUUAUUUUUAUUUACGUUAGCUUUAUUUUUUCUAUUGUUUCCGCUUAUUGAAAAUGCCAGUUUGAGACUGUACUGUUUGUAUAAGUAAAUGUUUUGAGCUGUACAGUAAAACCCUAGGAUCAAUUUAAUGUGAGUGUCCAGCAUGCUGAAUGACUACCUGUGUGAACGUGAGCUAAUCUCCCAUAAUGCAUCAUUCCUCACUCAUUAAUUGCAUCUGCAUCGUGCAUUGUGACGGUGUGAUGUUGUGUUUGAGAGUGAUGUGUGUCUCACUUACUGUGUCCCAUUAGUAGACAGCCUGUGCAGUUUUGUGAGAGUGCAGCAUGUUUCUUGGGGUUGCUCGUGUAAAUGUAUUCAGAAAAGAGUGACAUGCGAAUGAGAGUGUGCGAAUGCGGGUGCGCGCGUGUGUGCACAACUGCCUUUAUGGGUGUGUUUGUCAGUAUGUGUGUGUACCUGUGAGUGUCAUGAAUGCACAAGAGAAAAAUCUAUUCAAAAAACUUUAUCAGAAGAAGUCCCUAGUGAAAAAAAAGCGAGACUGAGUCCAAGUUUUGAAUGAAGCAUGGAUACUCUGUGAUGUUUCUUGUUUUUUUAAACAUAGGAGGCUGUCCUCAGUGCCCCUGUUUGCUAUUGUAUGUGCUGUAUCAGAAUAUUACUAUUGAGUGUUGGCCAGCUUGUUUAUAUCCAUCAAAUAAAGGUGACUUUCUUUCUGUCUCUGUUUGUCAUUUCUGUUUCCACCUGAAAUCAGUUGAUCCUAAUCGUUAAAUCUGGUCUGUACUUUUAAAUAUAUAAUUCUGCUCAUCUUUAACUUUCAUGACUGCAGUCAACUCGUAUCUGAUAUUAACUCAGUAUAACCAGGUCCUUCACUGUGCACUGCAGAAAAUAUUUGGUUAUCAGGACACUUUGUGAAGAACUGGUUUAAUGUGUUUACUUUGUAACUUAAAGG